Molecule: messenger RNA, 73307 nt
Organism: Xyrichtys novacula (pearly razorfish)
Lineage: Eukaryota; Metazoa; Chordata; Actinopteri; Labriformes; Labridae
Source: the annotation of a GenBank genome assembly
AGAGAGAGAGAGAGAGAGUUGGUGCCUGGUUGUUGGAGCUGCAGAGGAUCGUCGACUCUCGGCUCUCCAGGAUUAAACUCUUUUUUCCUCGACUUUGUUCCACUUUCAGCUCCAAAUGCUUCCUCCUUGUAAAAGUUAAGACUUUAACCUCCGUCUCCUCCGUUUAUUUCCUCCUCAAACUUUCUCACCGGAUCGAGAGAACAGGUGGAGCUGAUGAUGAUGAUGAUGAUGGCGAGCGGACCGGCUCGUCGCUCUCGGACGCGGAUCUCGGUUCCUCUGCUGCGGUUCUUCUUUCUCUUUGCGACCUGCUGCAGCUCAGUAUCGGCUCAGGAGCUGCCCUCCAACGGGGUGAACGGAUACAGUCUGCACCCACCCUACUUCAACCUGGCAGAGGGCACCAAGAUCACCGCCACGGCGACCUGCGGGGAGGACGACAGCGGCAGGAGCCUGGAGGACCUGUACUGCAAGCUGGUCGGAGGCCCGGUGUCCGGAGACCCGAGUCAGACCAUCCAGGUGAGCCGGAGUCGAGUUUUUAAGACUUCUCUUUUUAUGCAGGUGUGCAUCAGGAGUCACCAGGAUGUAAACUAGACCGUGUUGGAAUAAUUCUCAUGUCAGAAUUCCUGCAAAACUUCCAUUUAUAUCAUGUUAAAGCUCUUAAACUGUGUGUGUGCAGAAGUGCAUGGUUAUUCUGGUUAUGGUGAGGCUUUCAACGUGUUUCUGCAACUUCAAUACAUAACUGUAUUCUGUGCAUUUAGUGAAGUUGGCUUCAGGUGACCCUUACACUCAUUUUAAGGGAGACUUUGGUGUUUGAGCACACGCAGAUUGAAGCAGUAAUAUCUUGCUUAAGGUACGGUGGCCAAGAACUGCCACUGCUGCAAAUAAAGAAGAAUGCAAAAAAAAAAAGUCACAACAGAAGUUACAGAUGCAAAAAAUAAAAAACAGAAAGAAACCAAAGCCUGUUGCAAAUAAAAAAAGAAACGGUGCAGAUUAAAACAAAAAGCCACAACAGAAGUUAAUGACGCAUAAAUAAAGUGCCGAUGCAAGAAAAAAAAAAGUAACUGAAUGCGAAAAUAAAAGAAUGCAAAAAAAACCCCGCUACAACUGAAGUAACCAAUGCCAAAAAAAAGUGUCAACAGAAAAAUAAAAGUUACUUACUGCGAAAACUAAAAAGAUGCUUAAGACAAAAAGCCACAUAAGAAGUUAAUUACGCAAAAAAAAGGUGAUUGAAAAAAUAAAGAAAGUAACCUCAUGUGAAAAUAAAAGGAUGCAAAAAAGCCACAACCGAAGUUAACAAUGCAAAAAAGUGUCCACGGAAAAAUAAAAGUUACUUUCUGUGAAAAAUAAAAAGAUGCAAACAACAAAAAGCCACAACAGAAGUUAAUGACGCAAAAAAGUGUUGAUGGAAAAAAAAGAAAGUAACUUGAUGCGAAAAUAUAUGGAUGCAAAUAAAUGAAAAAAAACACAACGGAAGUUAAUGAUGCAAAAAAGUUGUGAUGCAAAAAAAAAAAAAGUUACUUAAUGCGAAAAGAAAAGAAUGCAAAUAACUUAAUGCCAAUAAUGAUGAUUUUAUGUAUCGGUAACUUCCGUUGUGGCUUUUUUUUUUUUUUUUUUGCAUUCUUUUUUUUAUUUGCAGCAGUGGCAGUUCUCGGCCACCGUACUAAAGAACUUAGCAAAGUUUCAUAAUAAGUAGGUAGUCAUCAUCACUCCUCUUAAAGGACUAAAUUAAAAAAAAAAUUUAUAUAUUUUUUUUUUUACUUAUUUUUCAUUUUUUAAUUUUUUUAAUUUUACAUUUAGUGUCAGUGUAACCCUUUUAAAACUUCCCAUAAAGCCAGUGUUUCCUUUUGUAUGACUGUUUUGCAGAUGUUGUUUAAUAUCAUCUCUGCAUCUCACAUGUAUUCCUAAAGACUCUUAAUAGGAAUCUGUUGCCAUAGAGAGGGUGCAGAGUGACUUUUUUUUUGCAUGUUAGUUUAUUGCAUGUUAUACUUAACUUGCAGCCAAGUUGUUGCUUUAUUAGUCCCCAUCAGGACAUGCCUGUUAAGUGUAUCAGGAUAAGAGCAUGAAGGUUUUUACCCCCUGAGGUUGAGCUGAUUUGCUGCACAGUUUUACUUCAUUUUCUGCAGGUUUCAUUGCAGUUUAUCGUCAAACCUUCUGCUCACCUCGUAGAUAGUGGAACCGAGGGGGUCAGCAGUGUGCAUGAAUCUCCUCACCGCUCUGCCAAGUCAUUAUUUCAUGCACUGCUUCCUUUGUAGGACUUGGCAACACUUAACACAGAGCACUUAUAUAAGCACAGGCAGCGUGUCACAUCGAGUGGACUCUGCUGCUGGUGUUUUAUUUGUGUUUCUAAUGUGAGAAUGAGUCUGUAAGAAGCGACAGCAGCAGCAGCUCCUCGAUCAUGUGUGAUUGACGAUGGAGCCUCCAGGUAUCACUAGUUAGAGCAGAGAGGAUUAUUGCAGUUUCAUGGGUUAACCAUUAAAGUGACCCUCGAGGCGAUAACAUGCAGGCGGAUUAUUACCUCUCCUCCCUCUCGAUCCUUCUCUCUCUCCCACCUGUCCCCCACAUUCCUCACGCUGACUGACCCGUGUCCUCCAAUCAGAGUUUAUCCACCCCUGUUACCGUGAGUUUAUCGCGACCCCGAGGGCGUGCGAGUCACGAAUCCUGCAGCUCCUCCUUUAGAGAGACACACAUGCAAAUGAGUAAAAAAAGAGAUAAGAAGUGGAGAUAAAGACUGAAAAUGGUCGAGAUACAGACGUGAGAUCGAUCUGUGACAGUGGAGAGAAAGCAGAAGUGUAAAGUGAUUUGAAGAAAGAAGGAAAAGACAGAAACACAAGUCCUGAGGGGGGGGUUUGGGUCUUUGAGAUGAGAUCUCCUCAAACUGACUGAAGAGUAACUUUAGUUUAACUCACUGACUCAGUGAACAGACUGGACGUAGAUGAGCAACUCCAAAAUGACCGUUUUUGUCUAUGAAGUUUGGUGUCUUUGUAAAAAGAUGUAGAAGCUUCUUUAAGAUGAAAACCUCACAAACACAAACACUCCACUCGACGUCACGUCUGACCCACUUCAGCUCGCAGGAUUAGGCCGAGCAUCAUCUGAUCAGAGUUUUCAUUCACUCGCUCUCUGACCCGCCUCGCCGUGGCGGUCCGGUUGAAGUGGCGACGUUGGUCCGUGAUUAGCUCAGGAAAUCUCCAAAUGAACCCGAGAAAUCUGGUCAUUAGCUCCUGCGGCGGCGGGGCAUUAUGUGUUCAGGCGUGGAGGUUUUUAGCCCACUUCAGAGGGGUAUUGUGGCUCGGCCCACUUGUUGAGUCACUGCAUUCCCCCCUGAACAACACACACACACACACACACACACACACACACACACACGCUUUUCUGUGCUGAGGUUAAUCCUGUUUUGAUUUGACAGAAAGACUCGAGUGUUUUUAUUCAUUAAAAACAGCAGGAGGAGGACUGAAGGCUGGACUGUCUGUGAAAAAUGCGAAGUUUAAAAAGUUCUUUACUCUGACCGAUUAUCUGAAUCAAACCCCAGAGACGAGAACUCCUGUAUGAAAUAAAGUAAGAAGGAUAGGGAGAGAAGAAAGUUUAACUUUAGCAUGACCUGAGGAGGAGAAAAAAGCUUACGUAAAGCAGCAGGUGUUGACUGAGAUCCUCUUCUUCAGCUCUGCCCUCAGGACCUGGAUUCCUCGCUCCGAGAGUUUCUCAUUGACCUUAAGGUGGAGGGUACGAAAGAAAGGAAUGGGGAGAGAUGAAGCGAUUGAAUGAAGGAGUGUGUAACACUCUGAGAGAGGAGAAAGAGCCGGACAUGUUCGGAUCUCGGUGGUCUUUAUGUUGACGGGGUCGCUUUUAGAGGACGGGAUGGGACCAGAGAAAAGGGACUGAAACGGUGUGAAGGAGAGUUUGACAGCAGAGAAAACGUCUCACUACACUUUCACACCUUCACACACCUGGGUGGGAAAUCAGUCUCUGUGUUCAUUCAGACUUUUCUGAACGAAGUCAGUGUUGGCUGCUGAUUUCACGCUCGUUUUAAUGGUUUUAAGUCCCUUUUGAUCGUAAAUGUGGUAGAAAAACACGGUAAAUGGCUCCAAUAGAACAAAAAACUUCUGCAACAGCUCUGCAGGAAAAAAAACUUCUGAAGCUGUGACCUCUGACCUCAGACCUGCAGAGAUAAGAUCUCCUAACGCGGCCUUUUGUUCAGGUCUGAGCGUGUUUAGUUUAUGCUAACGCUCCAUAUAGCCAGCAGCCGUCGGGUCAAACGCUAAAACAACCAAAAUGGAUUAGAUAAGAAUGACGAGGAUUUGGAAACAAGAGAGAUGGAGAGGAGGACUCAAGUGGUCAUGUCCACCUCUGCUGAAGGUUCGAUUAUAGCAGCAUGUCCCAGCAGAGUUAAAGGCGUGAAAUUAAUUUAGGGUCAAACUCGCCGUAACACCGAGUUAGACCCCUCCUCAGACUACAGCGGGGUGCCGCAGCUCAAGGAAGAACAUUUCUGAUCAUUUCUUCAUGGAAAUACAAUCAGACAGAGACGCUAAGACAGAAGAACUACCGCGUCUGUAAAAUGAUCAAUAUGGUGAUUAUUACUUCAAGGAAAUGAUGAAGAAAUGAUCAUAAAUGUUCUUCCUUUAGCUGCUGCGCCCCGCUGUAGUCUGUAAUGGACUUGCCUGAGGUCUCCGUACAAUGAAGCGGCUGCUGGAAGAGAGUAGGUUGUGUUUAGUAGGGGUGGGAGAAAAAAUUGAUUCACAUAAGUGUCACAACUUUUUAUCUUACACUUUUUAAAUCAAUUUUAUGUUCAAAAUUUUCUUCUUUUUUUUUCAAAUUUCAGAAUAAAUCUUGACCUACAUGUGAUGUGUAUUUUUUGGGGUAAUAUGGUUCCUGGAAUAGUCAGUAGACCAUCAUAAUCAUUCAACUGUUUCACUGGUGUUAAAAAUGGAGACUAAAAAUCGAAGAAUUGGAUCGGCAUCCAAAAAAAUCAUAGAAGAAUCAAAUCGGGAAACAAGAGGAUUUAGUCUGAAAAACAUAAAAAAUGUGCAAAAUCACAACAUUUUAUUCAAUCAUUAGUUUAAAAGUACAGAAAUACCCUCCAGUUGUAGAAGUCAGAGGUUGUUUUAAAGCUCUCGUCAAAAACGGAGAUUGAACUCCAACAUUUUUCCACCUGGACCUAAAGGUGUCUUAAAUUUCUGCAACUCUAAAGUCCUUUUAGAAAGUCACUGAACCACCAGCUCGGUGCUUUUAUCAGACCAACAAUGCCGUCCGAGUAUCUGAUGUCAAAGCUGCUGUUCAGGCAGCGUGAACGAGUCCGAGAGCUCCUCUAAAGACCCGGGUCUGGAUCCUGUUCCUGCACUUAUCCUCCAUUCUCGGAUGGAAACAUAUCUUCUAGUCUUGACGGUUGAAUUUCACGUCUUUGGGUGAAAAAUCAGGCUGCAGACUCGAACCUAAAAGAUCAGAUUGAUGAUGAAGCUGACAGCCAAAUACAAAACAAGCUGGAUCUCAAUGUUACAGGAACCCGAGUGUCUUUGUGGAGCGAUUGGAAACCCGACCCCGUUAGCUUCAGGGUCAAACUAUUGUGAAACAAAUCCCACUUUCACACAUACUCGAGACUGACUUUUAGUGUUUUCAUGUCUGUAAACUGUAGAUUGAGUGAGAGACAUUUAUAAAAGUUAAAAAGAGUUUUAUAGAAACAGGUGUUUGACGUCUGUCCUCCCAGCUGCUGUAUUGACAGAUUGGUGCAGACUCUGGACGCUUUUAUGAGCCGUUUAGUGAAAUAUCUCAUCAUCAAAGCGUGAAUGAAGGUCCAAAAAGGUCAGGAAUACAGCUCAUGUAUAUCUUAGACAUAAAUUAGACAUUCAAGGAGUUAGAGAAGAGUGAAGUGAAGGAUGAAACAGCUGGAGAGUGAACAGAGAAACUGCUCUGACUGUAACUUCUCACCAUGAAACAUGAUUUUACUCUGAGCGCUGAAGCUUUAUUCAAAGUUUUUCUCGUUUCUGCUCCUCUACAGGGUCAGUACUGCGACAUCUGCAGACAAGGAGAAAGCGACCGAGCCCACCCCAUCACCAACGCCAUCGACGGGACGGAGAGAUGGUGGCAGAGCCCGCCUCUUUCCCGCAGCACCGAGUACAACGAGGUGAACGUCACGCUGGACCUCGGACAGGUGAGGCUGAGUUCAUAUUUACACCAAAACACUCCUCCUGGUCUGCAGAAGUACGUCUGGAUGUCUCUGGAUUGACUCUUGAAGGACGUCAGAGGUUGUCUUCAAAUAGUUUCUGGACUGGUGAUUUUCCUGGUGUUACGUUUGGUCCUGUCUCUGCAGUUUCUCUUUUUAUAAACUGUAUUUAAACUCGUAUUUGUCCUGAAGUGAUUUCCUGAUCAUUAUCCCAGCUCCUCCUCCUCUAAUCUGAGUUUUCAUUCAGCUCUAACUCGGAGCCUCUCGAUGUAAAGUCAUUUCUCUGGUGAACCUUCAUCCUGCCCGCUGUGACCACGCUAAGACAACAAGACAAACCCGAGUUGAUUUAGAGAUGUUGUUCUUGGCAGGAGCCUGUGGAGCUGCCGUGAAUCUGUCAGAGUUCCACACAAACAUAUGGAUGUGUAGCAUGUUGGUAUAGUGUCACAAACACACACAAACACACACACACAUAGAAAGAGAAAAGCUCCAGUGUGCGCUCCUCGGAGUUAACCUUUUUGUGUUUCUGAACGUCGCUCUUGAACAACCUUUUUAUCUUCCUGAAUGCGCCUCUUUUGUGCCCGGCUCUCCUGCUCGAGUGCCCUCCUCAUUCAUCAGAGCCGGGACAUUCACUGCAUGUUUGUGCUUGUGUGUGUGCUUCUGUGUAUGUGUGUGUGUGUGUGUACCCUUGAAAAGUCUGUUGUGGCAUUCAGUGUCCCUCCCCUCCUCUAUCUCCUCUUUACUUUCUUCCUCUUUUUCUCUCUCUCUCUCUCUCUCUCUCUCUCUCUCUCUCUCUCUCUCUGUCUUUUUCUCUGUCAGGGUUGAAGGUCUCAAUAGUGAGGCAGUAAGCUGUGACUGUCACUGUGUGUAUGUAUUUUUAUAUAUGUGUGUGUCUGAGUGUGUGUGUGUUCAGCUUGUAAAGGCCUUUAUACGCGUGUUUACCUUGUAGCGUCAUAAAGAGUGAAUAAAAGGACUAAAUGAAAGCUUUCAUUCAGGUUUCUAACUCCGCUUUGUUAUUAAACAGAUGCUGCCUGAUGACAGCGACGCAGAAACAGGCGUCUUUGUAGCCGCUGUGCUCUGAUAAUGUUCUGGGGGUGUAAAUGAAAUGCUCUUUUUGGAGGAAAAUGCAGGAAAAACAGAUUUUUUUAAGGAUGAAAGAAGACAAAGUAGGGCUGGGCGAUAUAGCCUACCUACACACAUUCAAAACCAACUUUAAUUUAUUCAUUUUUUUGAUACCAAUAAGUGCCCCCUCUUCGUACCCUGUCAUGACAGCUGUCAAAGUCGAUUCAGCAGCCGAGAGUUGGUGGGUUCAGGUCACAUAACGAGCAGGUUUAACAUCCAAAAGAGUUUAAAGUUUGACUGAAGCACAGUAUGGUGCUUUUUCUUUCUGCUCUUAAAAAAAUAAUAAUCUAAAGUUGCAUCAAUAUGUUUUCUGUGCAGCAGAGAGAGAGAGAGAGAGAGAGAGAGAGAGAGAGAGAGAGAGAGAGAGAGAGAGAGAGAGAGAGAGAGAGAGAGAGAGAGAGAGAGAGAGAGAGAGAGAGAGAGAGAGAGAGAGAGAGAGAGAGAGAGAGAGAGAGAGAGAGAGGAGGGUCUUUAGUAACCAGGUUGCAGUUUUGUCUUUAAAGAAUGUAGGUGGGCUAAGGGCAGGGUUUACGAGUGUGUAUAUGUGUGAGUGUGUGUGUGUGUGUGUGAGGUCUGUAACACACUUACUGAGCCUGUCACCAACACACACACACACACACACACACACACACACACACACACACCUAACCCCCUACCUCUGUGUGAAUGAAAGAGACAGAGAGGAGGGAGAGAUUGGAAUGUAAGUUAACCUGUCUCAACCCGCAGAGGGGGAGGCUCGUUGAAUCACCCUGAACUCCCCCCUCUCUCUCUCCUCACCCUCCUCACCCUCCUAUAGACGCCCAUACUAAUACAGUAGAGUUAUAACUUUGAUGGGGUAAUCGCUCCUGUUUUUCUUUUAAAUUAAAGUUACUCAGGGAGUUUGUUGGGUUUUUCAGUUUCUGCUCCGACUGUCUGUUCGAGGACGGAGGUCUUUUUAUUUUAGAGCUCCGAGCCAAAGAUUGAGGAUUAAAUUCCUCCAUAAAAUCAGAGCAUAUUGUUUAAAAAUAAAAACACUGCCAAAGAAACAAGAGAGCGCCAACAGGUUUGAGCCCACACAGGGUCUCUUCAGUCUGAGGCAGGAAACAGAGGAGCUGCUGAAGGAGGUCAGCUUCAUUUUUCUCAAUAUGAGACCAGGAGGCGACAGGAGGCCGACCUUUGACCUCCGACCUCCUCUGUCCUGAUCAGCUUCAGUCGACCACUUAUUUAAAUCUGCAAAAUAACAAUUUGUAAUUUAGUUUAUUCUUUCAAUUCUUCUUCUUUUUCUACCUCUUCUUCUACUUUGUCUUCAUCUUCUUCUUCUUCUUCCAACUCUUCUUUAUUUACUUUAUCUUCUUCUUUUUCUUUUACUUCGUCUUUGUCCUCUCCUUCUUUUCUUCUACCUCUUCUUCUUUUACUUAAUCUUCUUCUACCUCUUCUUCUACUUCUUUUUCUUCUUCUACCUCUUUUUUGACUUCUUCUUCUCCUUCUUCAUCUUGUCUUCUUCUACUUCUUCUUCUUCUUCUUCUCCUUCCUCUCCUCCUCCUUCUUCUCCUCCUUCUAACUGCCCUUGUUAACCUGAACCUCCUCUCUUCUUUUCCCUCCAUAUCUCUGACACUCGUUCUUCCUAUCACUGAUAACCCGAUAUAGACCGUUUCUAUCACCUCCACUUCUUCCUUCUGCUCUGUCCUUCUUCACUCACUCUUACUGUUAUCUUCCUCCUCCUCUUCAGACCUUCUUCACUUCCUUCUUUCCUUCUCCGAGUUUCAUACAUAAACCUGAACAGACCUCAGCUCUAAAAUCAGGUGAUAAAACUCUCCUGAACAUGUUGGAAUAAUCUCCCCUCUGUGUUUUAUCUGAACACUGAACUGUUUCUGCACCUGCUGUCGUCUCUCAGUUACAGUUUUAUUUCUGUUGUAACUUCAUUAGGAGAGACGGAGGAGUGACAGCUCCCUGAUGAACUGGAGGAAGAUCAUGAGUCAUCCCAUGAGCUCAUGUGCACAGAUAUACGAGUGGGUUCAUUCCUCAGGUGUGUGAUAGUGGAAGGAUUCUGUCAUGGCAGGUGAAGAGGAAGAGCACAAACAGAGAGAGAGAGAGAGACUAAUAAUAGAUGACAGGUGGAGAGACGAAGAGGAGGGGCAGGAGGAGAUAGAGGUUUUAGGACGGAGGAGAAGGAGGAUGAGGGUAUGGAAAGAGGAGGAGAUGACAAAGAAACAGAGGAGGGGAUGUUUGUUUCUGCAGCAGCCUGUUAUUAGAGCAGAACAUGGAGCUGAGAGUCGGGUCUGUGCACGUUCACCUGAGAGUCUGAGUCUGCAUGUUCCUCAGGUGAACAACCCUCACUUCUUCAGGAACAAAACAAUGCUCCUCACUGUCAUCACACUUAUUGAUUUAUCGUGUUUCCAAUAUCUGCAGGGGGAGACUUAAAGGGUUAGUUCACCCAAAUGACAGAGCAGAAAGGAUCUCAGAGAUUAACUCUACACGCAGAUCUGCUUUCUGAUACGUGAGGAGCAAAUGUGACUGAAAUGGUUUCAGUUUUGAGCUCUACAGGAACAGUAAACAUGAUUAGGACCAUGAUCGCCAUAGAAACGAGGUUCAUAAUAAUUAUUGAUCUCUCCAAUCGUCAACCAUGACUUUAACAGAUGCAGUUUUACUCUGAUCUGUAGAUGUUAGUGAAUGGACACCUUCAGGAUCUAAAUCUUGAUGCUCCAAACAGUUUGAGAGAAAUGAAGGAGAUGUCUCAGAACUGAAACUGAAACUCUCUGCAGACAUGUAAGUUCAGAAACAUAAAUACAGGAUCUCUGUUUUCGCUGAAGGCCACAGUUUCCUCUCUGAAUGCUACCAACGGUCACAUGACCCUAAUUUUUAAUGGCGUGUACGCCGAGGACAAAGACAGACUCCCUGACUCACAUUCAGCGUGGAGGUAGCUCCAUUGUUUCUCAGUGAGCUCGGUGCCAGCUGCUCUCCGAUGAAGGCUUCCUGUUAUUGAUGCGGUUAAACGUCAGCGUCACCUUCAGUCAGAACUUUAGGACGGAUGUUCAUACUUGAUGGAAAUCCUCAGGGUUUCUCAUGAACUUGGUAUCUUCUCAGGUGAGCAGAAGGAGUCUGACAUCACCCCUGUGUGUGUGUGUGUGUGUGUGCGUGUGUUUUCUUUGUGUGUCUGAUUAUGAUCAGUGUGUCCUCUGCCAAAUCUGCUCUUUACGAGCGUCGAGCUCGUCAAGCAUGGGAACCACGCUCUGUUUUGUCUUGAGUUUGGCUCAGUACAGAUAAUUCCACCGCUUUUGUUUUCUUGUACACACUCCUCAGGUGUGACGCCCUGCCAAUAUGCGUGUGUGUGUGCGUGUGCGUGUGUGUGUGUGUGUUGAUGGGUGGGUGGCCCGUUGUACAGCAUGUAGACGUGAGACUUUUGGAGAUAUCAUCUCUCUCACACCCUCCCUGUCCUCGCCUCUCUUUACUCCUCCGACUCCGUCUGAACACAAAGACUCUUCUGUAUGAAGAGACUGACACUUUAAUGAUGGAAAUUAAGGAAAAGAGGAGAUAAAGAUAGACACCAUGGGCAUCAAACAUCACCCUCCAAUCCCUCUCCAUCACCCUGUCUUCUGCAGAAACAAGAGAAGUCGUAUUAAUUUACUGUUUUGAAUAUUUCUCUGCGUCCUCAUCGCCAAGAUUAUGACAGAAGAAUCAGUCGUUAUUGUGAGACAACGUUCAGAGUCAUCCACCCUUUUCUUUUUUAUAAACAGCAAAAAUAACACAGAAAGAAGAAAUCAAAAGGAGUCUUCACUUACAUGCACGACUCUCUUAACCCCCUCAUUCGUGUUUUGUACAGGUUGAUUUGUAAUAUCCAGGAUCCACUCAGGGAGGAGUUAAUGAAGAAUGGGUGGAAGCUGCUAAUAGAGAAAAAAAAAAGAGAAAUAAGUUUAUAAAUAGAAACAGAUAUCUUGUUUUAAGGUCAAAGAGGAGGAAUCGUCAUCCUGAUUGACGGAAACUUCGGUGUAAAAACUGCUGCACAGUUUCCUCCAAAUAUUACCCAAACUGCACGGCUGUUUGCACUGAUGUUUAUGAAUAACCACCAGAUUAUACGGCGCUCUGUGAAUUAACGUGUCUAUGUUCAAACAUGAGGUGCACCAAAAUGUAUGGCGCGAUAAGCACUGACAUAUUAAUUGGUUAGUUGUUGCUAGCGUGUACUCCGGGCUGCAAUAUUUUUUUUCAUAGGAUGGUUGGGUAAAGUCCCGCCUCCUUCGCCUAAUCCUAAACCAACAGAUGAUGACGUUUCACAGCCAUAAGGAAUAACCAAUCAAUCAAUCAAUCAAUCAAUCAAAUUUUAUUUAUAUAGCACUUUACAAUAUCCCAAAUGGUACCCAAAGUGCUUUACAUAAAAGCAAUAAAAUAACACAAGAAAAAAUACCAUUAUAAAAUAAUACAAUAGAAUAGAAAAUACAAGAACGAUGAAAUAAUAAAAAUGAAUAUGAAAAUAAAAUAAUACAAUAAAAUAGUAUGUAGAAGUGCUAAAAACCUAUAAGUACAGGACUACCUAGUCAGAGUUAAAAGCAAGUCUAAAAAGGUGCGUCUUUAACUUUGAUUUAAAUAAACUGAGCUCAGCACUUGCAGCCAAUCAGAGGUGAAGGAGGGCGGGACCUUCCCCUACUAUUCUAUGAAAAAAAAUCCUAAUUUCACUAGAUUUGUCGCUAGGAGCUGUUUUGAAAAUAAGUUGCUGGGGGGUCUGAAAAGUUGCUAAAUUUAGUUGCUAGGUUGGCAACACUGCUGCUCAGGGGUCCUGUUAUGGGGCCGAUCAGGUAGUGACGCAGCGUAUCGUAAUGCUCCAAAUAUCCUCAGAGCGGCUUCGUUGCUUAUCAAAGUCGUUCUUAUACAUUUCGAUGGAUUUUUGAGCUCAUCGUACCGCAUAAAAUCAGUCAGUAAGAACAACAAGUAAUCAUACGAAAGGCACGCUGGAUUAUUAAGCACAUUGUCAAUUUUAAGUGUGCCUUAUAGUCCGAAAAAUACAGUCGGUACUUUUGGCAACAAGCCGUAUUUGCAGGCCAACUUUGUCCGAUAAUCAAAUCAUUGUUUACAAACAACACUAGUAUCUGCUCCGCCCUCCUGCGACGCUGCGGUGCGUUUAACCUUUCAAACCCGCCACGUCAAUUACACGAUGUCUUUCCGGGUCACAGAGUUUAGAGGCGUAAAAAAUCCCACAAUCCUUUUAAUUAGUGACUUAACUCUUUCUUCUAAUUAAACGCUGCAACAAACACUUUCUUCUUAUUAAACACUUAUUCAACUUUGAGCUGCUGGAAUUGAAAUCUGAGAGAAAACGCAGGUGAAGGUGUUGAUUCAGACUAGAAUCAGUUUUGCUGACUUCUUUGACACAACCACGUCAAUCUUUUUGGGCUUUUUGCUUCUUCAGUGAGAUUCAGGACAUCAUCGGAGUCUUUGCAUCAAGCGUUGGUGUAAUUUCCUCUGAAUGCUCUUCCUUGUCUGCAGAAUGUGUGAUCUAUGUGUUGUGAUCCUCAUUAAUUCUUGAUAAAGAGUGAUUUAUUCCUCCGUCUGUGUGAAGUUUCUGUCUUUUUCUCCCACCAUGACUCAGAUAAACACGUCUAUGAAUCUCGUCCCUCUUUAUAUCUCCUCAUUCAGCUCCUUCGCUGUCAUUUCUGGGGCCGACAGUCGCUCUCAUUCAUCCCUCCCUCCCUCCUCUUCAGUGACUCUUAUUCCUGUCACCAUCUCCACUCACUCUUCCUGUUUCUUUCCCUUUCAUUCGUCUCACUCAGGGUUAAACGUUGCCUCCGAAACUGUGUCUACUCGCACAAACACAAACGCUGACACACUGUGCACAUUUUUCUGUCAUUCAUUAUGUGUACUGGGCAGGAAAAUGAGCAAAGAGGGGGAGAAAGAGAGGUGGAGGGCGAAAAGAGGGAGAAAUCUGACCUUAAUAGGAGUGAUUCAGCUCGGGAGUGAAAAGAGAGAAAGAGGCAAAAAGGGGAGAGGGUGAUGUCACAUUAGAGCGGGAUUAAGUAAGGAUGAUGGAUGGACGGAGGUGAAUAACAGGCGGUUAUUCCUGGGGUCAUUUUCCUUCAGCCUGUUUCUGUGUGUUGUUGUUGUUGUAGCUAAAGUCAUGUUGUGUCGAUGCAUUUUCAGCCUCACUUUGGUAUUUUUAAACCCUCAUAACGGCGGCAUUUAGAUUCUGUACCCAGGAAAAGGUUUUAGAGAGAUGAAUGGAGCUUUAAAUGUGCUUUUAAUUUGCAGAAAUAUGUGCAGUAUUUGUUUUACCUCUAUUUUUGAGCAGCGAAGUUCUGCACCGUUCAUAUGCUUGAUAUGCAUGCUUUUCCUGGUGCAAAGCAUGCAUAUCGAGAGCAUGCACACACACGGUUGGAGAGACGUUAAACAUGCUGGCUCAAGCUCGGUGUAUUUCAGAAGAAUGACCAAAAUUUACUGUGUCAAUAGUGAGACGUAAGCGUGCUCCGAAAGGGAACGAGAGCUGAUUCUGCCGGCAGGUUUACACACACAGAUAAGUUUAGUUAGAGCUCGACUCAGCUGGAUUCAAAGUCUCCUCGCUGUAGUGUGUAAACAUCAGGAGAGACGAUGAAAAAACACACAGAUGAUUUUAUAGUUUUCAACUUUCUGUAGCGUAUGAUGAUUUGUCGUACGGCGACUGAAUGGUCGGUUCAGCGCGGCGCAGACUCCCCUUUUCAUUGGCUAUUCAUAUAGUCUACCAAAACCUGGCAGAAUGGAAACGAUCAAAAAUCAUAUUGACCAUGUUUUAUAUCGAUAUCGAGGGAAAUUAAUUUUUGAUAUAUAUUGAGAUCGUUUUAUUGCCCAGCCCUAAUGACCUGGUUUUCUGUAUCGUAUUUCUGCUGCUCAGUUUCAGGAUGAAAACCUGAUGUCCUGUUUGUCAUCUGAGUCUAAUUAAGGCGUUUACACUGAAUGGAAGAUUGACGGUCAACUGCAUUAUCUCUGUUUGUUAGUCUGACUAUAAGGAUGCAUUUACUUGUAUUUUAAAAGUCAAAGUUCAGCUGGACUUGUAAAAUAAAUCGAUUUUUUGAUCAAAUAUAUGAUUGGUUUGAUUAGUGUUAUAUCCCAAAUACACCUGUGAAGAACUAAGGUACUUAAUCCAGCCUGUUUGCUUUCUCGGCACCACUGAUCGUGCAAAUCUAGUGUUUAGAAAUACUGCUUUUCACUUACAGCGUCCAACUGGUCAGUGUCAGACAGAGUUAAGAAGCUCAGAGCUGUACGGUUUAAUAUGUUCAAAGGUUGGAGAUGAAUUUUUGUUUACUGCAGAAUAAAGUCAUUAUGCUCUUGUUAUCUUUCUCUUAGAUCACUCAUGUUUCCUCCAAGCCUUUUUAUUGGCCAGUAAAAAGUUAUAUGAGUCUAUUGUCCUCAUCUUAAAUUGCACAUCUUUCAACAUGACGUCCAUGUCGCUGCGUUUAUGGGUGAAAAUUUUAUUGUUUUUAUUUUAUUUUAUUAUUUAUUUUAUUGUGUCGAUUGAAAACUUCCGGUGCAAAUUCCUGCUCUGGUCUUUUGCAACAAAACCACAAUGAUCCUGCAAACUCUUCUCAGACUUAUUAGUUCUAGAGGUUCCAGUUCUGGUCCUGGUACCUGGAAAGAGAUUUAUGUAAAUGUUGGAGAAAAAUAGCGAAAGAAAAUAAAGGGGGAAGAAUGCAAACAGACUAAAAUAAGAUGUUAUUUGGCAGUGAAAUGAGAGAGAUUUGGAGGAGGAGGAGGAGGAGGAGGAGGAGGACAGGAAGGAGUGAGGGAAGUAGAGACUGACUCCAGCUGGGAGCGUCAGAAAAAGAAACCAUUCAUACUUUAUCUGUGAUUGAAAUGUCAAAUGUUCUGUGUCAGUAGAAAAGCAGAGGAAGUGGUUCUAAGCGGGCGCCUCCUACAUUUGUUGCUCCCUCUCUGUGGUUGAGGUUUUGUGUGUGCUUGUUUUUGUGUAUUUGUGGUAAACCUCUCCCUUAAUUUGAUUUGAUUUGAUUGAUAACGUCCACACACACACACACAUACAGAGCUCAAAAUCGACUUCCUUUGAUUACGACCCCGUUCACGGUUGCGUUUUUGUGUGAGCGACUUCCUCGUCAUGCAUGGUGUCUGUUCCAACCUGUUGAUCAGUCACAGGUCAAAGGUCAUGGUCAGGCUCUUUAGUUCUUCACCUCCUGCGGCUUUGAACUUCCCCCAACAAACACUCACACACCUAUACUGGUCUACCAUGUAAACAGAGGACUAUUGAUCUGAAGUGAAAAAGUGAGGACUCAAGUUUGUCGUCAUUUCAAAGACACAGAAAUAAAUAAAAUAAUUAUUUACGACGUUUUUAACCCGUAAAAAUGUGAAAUAUGUGAAUGGGACUUUAGAGGUACACUUAAACAUGGUUUUAGCGGGUCUGUUAGCUGAGUUUAAAACUAACGUAAACUACCGGUGCUGCCGUUUUAUGACCUACAAGAAUACGUAAUACCAGCAGCUGAUAGUAGCCAAACAAAACCAUCUUUUCUUCUUCAGAUAAACAGAUAAUAAACAAAUGAUUGAAAUAAACAGGAUAAAAUAUACUGUUAAAGGUGGGGUCAAAAAUGUUAACAUGAGUCGCAACAAAGUCCCCUGUUAGAUAGGUAUGUAAGUGCGCAGACACACCCUGUUUAACCUCCAGACUCUCUGCCUCUCCGUUCACCUCGUCAACUCUGAACUCAUCGUCUUCAUAAAUCAUCUUCUUAUCCUUCCAUCCAAUUAUCCUCUCUUCUUCUUCUUCCUCCUCCCCCGCUGCCCGUCCAUCUCUGUAGGUAUCCUCUGUCAUCCUGGAGUUUCCUCCCGUCCUGCUACUGCUGGAAGGCAAACAGAAGAUAAGAUAAAGCAAACAGAGAUGGACGAGAUAGACGGACAUAAAUAAAAACGUGAACUACAGUAAUGGAGGACGAGGAGGGAGAAAUAGAGUCUGUGAAACUACGCUAAGAAGUUUUAUAAAGAUAGUGUGCAAUUUUGAUCUGUUUAAGACACAACUAUUAAUUAAUUAUUCAAAAGUGAAAAUACGGGAUUGAAAAGUCUGCAGAUGUUUCUGUUUUUUAAACUCUCCCUUGUUUUGUGGAAAGAUGGAAACAUAAACAGUAAAGUUCAAUCUGUUCCUGUUCACAGUCCGAUUACCUCCUCUAAAAUAUAUUAUAUCAUAUAGAUUUAAAGGAACAUAAAUGAAUAUGCAUGUAAAAGUAAUAAACCAACAGAAAUAAUAAAGUAUGAAAUGAGAUAAGACGACAGCAAAGGGGUAUUAAUCCAUCUUUUUUGAUAAAACAAGCAAAACAGGCCAGAUUUAACCUAAUUCUACAUUAUUAAAUGUGUAAAUUUGCUUCUUUGCUCUUACUUCUGAUCAAUUCGACCAAUAAAUUGAACAUUACCUGGCAUGUUGUGAAUCAGAAAUGCAAUUAAGUAUAUUUGCAUUAAGUCAGUUUUGUGUCUAUCAUCUAUUUCUGACAUUUUGUGGAGUAAACCAUCAGUCAGUUAUGUAUUAUAUUAUAAAAGUCGUUAUAUUUCGUACUAAUCCAAUGAAACAUACCUUUUAAUGUCUCUAAAUGCAGCUUUUGGUGACUGAUCCUGAUAAUUUUAGUUCAAAUCUUCUCUUUCGAAGACAUAUCUAACAUCUAUGGUGUGUUUAAAAUGAUAAAAUACGCUGUGGUUCAGUCGUGUUCCUCCUCCAUUCAGCUCCGUCCCAUUGUCCCGCCGUGUUUACUCGCCCUCACAGCCUCCUUUUGAUGCAGCAGUGGUCCCGAGCCCUCCCGAUGACUUAGCACUCCCGAUCCUCCUCAAUGGGCCUUUUAUCGCACCAUUGUGUCGGUGAGAGUGUCGGGUCCAUUCAGGCGGGCUGUGGAGAACAAACAUGGAGGAAACAGUUGGUUGUGAAUAAGAGGUGAGGAGGCGGAUCUUUCAGAGGAAGGGGUGAUAGGAAUGAGAUUGAAAUGGGAAAUUAAUGAAAAAAGAGGUGAGAGAAGUUAACCGGACACUUGAGGAGUGAACAAAUGUGGACAAACUUCCCCGGGGAGUUUUUAUCGCCUUUUUAGGGACACGCGGCCUAAAACAAACCCACAUAUUUUCAGGGAGACUCGAAUUGACCCGUCAGAUGUUCAUUGUUUGGCAUUUGAAGGAUGUUGAGGCUUUCUCAAGGUCUGUGUGAAACAUUCUUUUAAGGUCAUAUAAGACCACGAGUCGAGGAGUCGAGUUGUGAAAAUAAAUUCAGGGGGGAUGACGGAUUUUAUUGUUUGGGACGGAUAUUUUGUUCUGAUGACAUUAAACAAAGUAGGAAACCAACUGUGUACCUAUUUUAUUGUUACUAAAGCACAAAGAUAAUUAUUAUAUUAUAUUAACCUGUCAGAUUGAGCUGACCAUGUCACUUGGCCACGAUACUGAAAUAACUGAUAUUAUUUUUUUUUUAAAAAGGAAGUGAAAUCGUAAUUUUCACACAUGCCGCCUCCCGCCGUCAGUGAGGACGCCGCUCCUUCACACCCGCUAAACGUCUAAGUUACUGUAAUAUUUCUAAUGUUAAAAAAGUUGUAGUAUUUCCACAUUCAUUGACAAAAAUGGCUCAAGGGAUGGAAAGUUGGGAUGCCAUCCCGCCUCAUCCCUCCUCAACUCGAGUCCUGACUAUAGUCCUCUGUGGAUCUGGAUUUGAGGGUGAAGGAGGAGUCCCAUUUUUUUAAAAAAACAUGUUUUUAAUUAGAUUAAUGUUAUUGAAUUUGUGCAGGUGGGAUUGGUGGGACGAUCAAAUGGACUACAGAUUGAUAACAGUCCCGUGCAGAACUCUAAUGCGAUCGACCCAAUCAAUGAUCUCAACUUGCCGAUCUCUGUUAAAUCAGUGCUCCUUAUUUUGUCCGAUCUUUGACUGCAGAAUUGUCAACAUCGCAGUAGAAAAAGCCGAUCCCGUCGUGGUCGUGUUUUCGGACGAGCAGCUGCAGCUUCCUCUGCAGACCAAACUCCGACAGAAAAACACUUUCUGUGCCAGCUUCGUCGUCCCUGAAGGACACCGUCCGCUCUGACCGGUUUUCUCCCGGACUCAGAAUAGCCUGAUGCUAAUGUCCACCCGCUAUCACACAAUGAGCUCAUUUAGCCUCAAAGAAGAAGCGGGGUCAGACGGGCCGGAUUUAACUCAGAUACUGUGUGUACUGUCGAACCUCCUGUGAGUCACUUUGACACGUCUAGACUUGGUCUAAUUCAGAUAAGACAAAUUAUCAGAGCUGUCCGUCCUUUUCAGCUUGAAUUAAUCACUUCUUUUAAAGGUACAGUAUGUAGUUUUUACUGGACUGUGGUCUUCAGUUAAAGUUAUCACUUAUCACCCUUUUGUAAUUCACUUAUCCACAUUUUUUUGUGAAUGAAAGAGGAAAGGCAGGCGCGCAAACACACACACGUGAUAAAACGUGGAGGAAAAGCAGCGGUGUGAGGACAGGAGACAAAAGGAGAGGUCUGCUCUUUUAAUGUGACAGUAAAUAUUGGUUUAAAGCAGAGUGUUUGAGUUUCCUCUCUGCUGAGUGAAACGACGGAGGAGGAGGAGGAACGAGAGGAGGCUCAGGAAGUAAAGGUCAGAGAGUUUAAGUUCAUCUUAACUUUUCCAACAAUAGAGAGAGUUUCCUCCGGUUCUUCAUGAAUCUCUUUCUUCAGAGUUUUUGUUUUAAAAGUUUGUUGCCUUUUAACAAGUCAAACUUGUAGAUUUUAACUUUUUUAAAACAGUUUUAUCCAACCACAAAGAGUUUGAUUUUUGAGUUUGGAUUUCGUAGAUGCUUUCAGACCGUUCUCGUCCAUAUUUUUAACCGCUGAUACUUUAAAAGAAACAGAUCUCACAGUCAUUGUUCCUCUUUUUCUAAAGAACGGAAGCAUUAAGUCAAAGCUCAUAUAUGUCCUCAAAUCAAUAUAGAGUUGUUUAGCUGCUUUACUAUGACGUUAAUUUAUCUUUUGCACAGGUGCUGAUGUCUUAACGGUCUAAGUACGCCACAUUUAAAGGCUCUCAUCUUUGGUUCAAUUACCAGCUAUAACUCAUUAAUGUUGCACUUAAUUUGAGCCCCAGUCUCCUUUUUUGUUACCUCUUCCAUCUUUCCCGACAUCUCUCCUUCAGUGUGACCGUGACAGAGGAGUGACGGUGGAGGAAUGUGUCCUCUCUCCUGUAAACAGAGGAGUGGAAGGAAGGAUGGGGGAUGGAGGGAUGAGGAGGGAGGAGAGCAAACAGCAGGGAGUGCUUUCCCAUAGUUAAGUCAUAAAACAGUGAGAGGGAGUGGAACGGAGGUGUGUGUGUGUGUGUAGACUGUGGAGAAUGUUCAGACAAAAACAGAAACUGUAGACCUGAAUAGUUUGACUUUUUACCUGUUUGUGAAGAAUUCAGGGACGUUCAGAUGCUGUUGGAAUGUCACCCUCUUAAUUUGGACUUUUGGUUUCUGACACUUUUGCUUAAUAUGUCAAAUAUAAUUCAUAAAAAACAUUCACUGUUACACAUAUUCACUCUCCAUUUAGAUCUUCCAGACGUUUAUGUGAAAAAAUGUGCAGAAAAAGUCCUUUUGACUCCACGUGGAUUGAAAAUCAGCCUUUACAGCUUUGAAAAAUAACAGUGUAGAAAUAUUAAAUCUCAUUCCUGUUGGUCUUGAUUCUGUUUUGGAUCAGCUAAAACUCUUCUGAGUGUUUUUAAACCUGAUUUUUAUCCAUUAGAUUAUAACAAAUUAAUGCAAACACAAACUGCAUGUUUAAAGAAACACAGAUGAGAGCGUCUCAGACUGAGUGUGUUUGUGUGUGCAGCAGCAGCAGCAGCAGCUCAGUUAGCGGCUAACAGCGCGUUAAUGAAGCUUAGUCAGAGUUCAGGGACCAUGACUGACCACGACGCGCUCCGCGGACCAAAGUCCACAUUAAAACCUCAUCCCACCGAGCUGUACUCUUGUUCCCCAUCACUGACAUGAAACAGACGGACAGGAGCGCUGACGGACAGACGGACAGACGGGACGUGUUUAUUAGAGGCGGAGGAAAAACAAGCCGAGAGCGGCAGCAACUGCGACCAGCAGCUGGAGCGCCUCAGCUCUCCCUGUCACCAUCAACAGUCAGCCCCGUCCACUGUAACACAUACUGGGAAUAUUUGAACACUUAUAACUGUCUGCCUGUCUGCGUGAUGGACGACACAUGUUCCCUAAAAUAUCAAACCUGUACUCGGAAAACUUCACUCCAAGCUGCUUCUUGUCCGACAGGAGAAAUACGUCAUGAAAUAUGUCGGUUAUUUUGUAAUAUAUGCAUCUUAAUGAAACAGGUUGUCUGCUUUAAAGUCACGUGCAGUUUGCAUGCUGAUGAUGGAGGUAUUUUUUCCGACGUGUCUGCACUAACAAAUGUUUCUUAAACCCAUAUUGACUGAAACAGACGGAGCAGAAUGUCGAACAGUACAGGGCUGCACUUGUUCCUCAUCCUUCAACUUCACUGUUUACACCUCAGCUCUGACUUUGAACGAGCUGCAGGUCCUGAUGGAGAGAUGGAAAGACUGAGACGAAAUGAUAGAAGAAGAAGAAAGCAGAUGAGACACUUCAUGUUGAAACUCGGAAGAGAAACUACAAACUAAAUACAGCGAAAAACUGAGAGUCGGAGUCAAACAUAAUCACGCCUAAAUAAAUCUCAGCUGGUCUUUAUUUUCUUCUUCUCCUCUCUUCCUUAUCACUCGCCCUCCUCCUCCUCCUCCUCCUCUUCGUCCUCCCGUCCUGCUCUCAUUAGUGGAUUCGCCCCGGCUGUCUGUUAUAAUGAGAGAUGGAGGGAGCACAGACAGGAGGAGGAGGAGGAGGAGGAGGAACGUGGAGAGAAGUCAAGGUCAGAGCAGAGGAAACCUCCCUAACUUCUGCUCCUGUCCUCCUCCUCCUCCCUCUCUCAGACAGUUUGAUCAUUUUCUUCCUCUCUGAGUUCGGACUCUUUAGAAAAACUCAUUUUUCCAGCCGUUCGCUCUGUCAAGCUAAAACAUGUCAGAGGGUUAUUCUGAACUUGGUCUGAGUUGUCUGCAUCCUCUAUUUUUCUUGAAGCUGUUAAAUGUGGAGUUGAAAUCCGCAGCAGCAGGUUUGUUUCUCGUCUUUUCAGAUAAAACUCCCUGAGAAAAAGUCUCGGUCAGUGUUUCCAUGACGAGCUCUUAUCUCUCCUCCUCCUCCUCCUCCUCUCCUCCUCUUCACGUCUGUUUUUCCCUCCUCACUAUCUUGACCGCUCUUCUGUGUUCUUAUAUCCACACCUUGUGCAGAAAUGGUUGACAGUGCUCACAUAAGCAUGCCGGACCAGUAGGUGGCGAUAAUCUGAGUUCAGUCCGUCACACUGCUGAGCGAGAUAUAUUGAUUUGUUCUUGUCGCUACCCGAUCCAUCCUGGAAGCGAUAUUUCUUUUUGUGGGACGUUAGGGGAAGGUCCCGCCUCCUUCGCCUCUGAUUGGCGUGAAAGGCUGGAAACGUCAUCACACGGUAAAGCCAAAUGCGGGCUGUCGAAGCUGUCGCAAACCGCGAGGGGCAAAGAAUAGCUAGUAGAGGACAUGACGUACGUUUCGCACAUGCCCAGUACAAAUCGGGUUUCUGGGACGUGAUAGUUUUUUUUUUUUUGUUGGACGGUAGGGGAAAGUCCCGCCUCCUUCGCCUCUGAUUGGCUAGAAGUGCUGGGCUCCGAUUGGUUAUUCCUAAUGGCCGUGAAACGCCAUCGUCUGUCGGGUUAGGAGAUUAAGAAUUGCGAUAUUGUGCUGUAAUGUUCUGUUCGAUGUACAGAGUCGACAGCCCGUGUUUGGCUUUAGCGUGUGAUGACGUCUCCAGCUUUUCUAGCCAAUCAGAGGCGAAGGAGGGCGGGACUUUCCCCUACCAUCCUUCUUCUUCAUGUAAACUUGUAAUUAAACUGAAGACUGAGCAGUAAAACGCUGGUAUCCGUCAAACUUGUGCGACACGUAUAAUCAACCGUUAGCGUGUUUUUGUCGAGUCCUUCUCUCGCUCAGCUUUCUAAGAAAUAACUUCAUCCUCAGAGACGUACCACCUGAUUUUUUUCCAAGUCAGUAUUUCCGUCUUUGUGACAUCCCUGGAACUCCGAACAUCCCGAGUCUUAACCCCGGCUUUCAUUCCCCUGCCCUGACAUGUCGGCGAGCGUAUAUGUGCAGAACCUUUAACUCUGUGCAAACCAGCGCGGCGAUGGAAAGAUAAAGACAGACACUCUGUAAUCUUUACAUUUCUGGGUGUUUUCAGAAACUCUGAGCUCAGCGGCUGAGCGUGUCGGGGCCGGCGUGGAUGUAUGGAUGUUAAAGGUGUUGAAGGUGGAGGUUGCCUGAUACAUCUGUAGCCUCUGGGCUGCAGUGAAAAGCCAGCUGUGUGGUUGGAAUAUGGAGGUGUUUAUAGGAAACAUGCAGGCUGUUAUUAGGUACAGUCCUCUCAAAGUGUUGGUUUGGGUUUCCCACCUUUCAUUUACAGGCCUGUGGAUAAUUUGAAGGUCCAUGUGAGUCCUCCUUUUUCUCUUUUGGGAAACGAACAUGAGGGGAAGAUACAAAAAGCUGCAGAGCUCACGUUUUAGAAGCAGAAAAUAGAAGUUUAUCGUCGAUUGGUUUAAUAGAGAAAACACUGAAUGAAGUUUGAAGAACACUUCAUGCACAUGCAAACAACUCCAAUAAUGUUUUCACUCCUUUUAAACAUUUAUUUGAAGAAAAUGAACUCAAAAAUGCUCAAAAAAUCUCACAUAGGCAAAGAUUUCGAGCCGUUUUCCACUGCAGAGACGGUCCGAACGUGUGCUUUUGUGUCUUCCUGCAGUCUGAGAGGACAUUCAGAGCAGCUAUAAACACCCCUGUCUUUACACGAUCUCGGCGUGAAGGAGUCAGAGCCUCUGCUUUGAUAGACGCCGUAUCGCUUUCACUCCUUAUAAUUCAACGAGACGCAUUUAAAGAGGCGUCUGGUUGUAAACGGCGAAACCCGAAACUGUGCGAAAGUGUUCUCUGUGAAAUCCAAGAGGAACGCUGAAGGUUCUCCAUCUGGAUUCCUGGUCAGGAAUUCUGUCGUGGAAUUCUGGAGGAAGAGCAGACGGACAUUCCCGAACCCCUGCAGAGAGAGAGAGAGAGAGAGAGAGAUGUAGAGGCAGAGUAGAAGAAAUGAAGGUCCCGACAGACGCUCAUUUCCGACCCCAGAGUGGUUUCUGUCCAUGCAAACAGGUGACACCAAAACCAUGAGCCCAAGGACCUCCUGAGGAAACCCUGAGGGGACUGUUCAAAAUCAGCUGCAGGUCAAUAUCUGAAACUGACAUCAGGCAUCAUGUUGAAGAAGGGCUGGGCGAUGAACCGAAAAUUUAUCGAUACUGAAAUUUACGACAAUAACCAACGUCAUUUUGCCCACAUCAGUAUAUUCAGUGUCAAAAAAAAUGAAAUAAUCAAAGUUGUUUUUGGAUGUGUGUAGGUAGGCUUUGGUCUCAUGUCCCUUUAAGACGCUGUCCUACAUCAGAGACGUGACUCCGCCCCAUCCAGUCAGUAACAAAGAGGGAAAGACAGGUGAGGAGAUGGAGGACGGUUCAAAAGUUGGAGCGGCUGAAGUAGACGAAGUUAAUGUGGGAGGAGGUGAGCAGCUGGUGGAGUAGUUAUCAUCCAUUUAUCAUUAUUGAGGUGAACUGAUCAAUAUAUCGUGAUAUUGAUAUACAUAAAUAUUUAUAUAUAUAUAUAUAUAUAUAUAUAAAUAGCCGAGCAUCUGUAGGAUGUUCUUCAUCAGGUCGGUCUGUACAGGAGACACAGAGAGAGGGAUGAAUCCUGAAUGUUCAGGGAGGAUUAGGAGAGGAAAGAAAGACGCUGAGAUUGACUUGGAAUUCGAGGAAUGACCCCUCGCUCUCUGGAAGCUGUCCAAGCCUGACACACACACACACACACACACACGCACAGGCACACACUCACACACUCACUCACUCAUGCAAAACAUAGAGCAUUUGUCGUCUCCCUAGAGAGACAUUUGUAAAAAAGAGUGUGUGUGUGUGUGUGUGUGUGUGUGUGUGUGUGUGUGUUUGUGUGUCUCAGCCUGGCUCCACUGUUGUCUGCAGAAACAAAGACUCAGAUUAGACGGUUUCCUCUGACUCCUCUUCUUAUCUGUCACUCAGAGUGACGGACAGAUAAAUGCUCCCACUAUGUUUUUGUUUUAAAGGACAGUUUCGUAAAACUUUCUGUCUCUAAGUACCGACUAUAUUUAAACUACUGCGUCAGAUAAAGACAGAAACACUGACUCUUUCUGUCAGAUAUAUUUCAGGGUUCGGGUUUCUUCCUCUGUUACUGCAGGUGUGUCAGAAAUGUACUCUCUCUCUCUUCUCUUAAAGAAAAUACCAAGAAGUGAACGCAUGCAAGUCUGUGCAAGGGAACACAAAUGAUGCCAGGUCGAGUUUUUACUCCACACUCUUUAUGCUAACAGGAUUAAAUCUGAUUAAAACAGCCUUAAAAACAUGAACUUAAUCCUUUUAUAGCCCUGAUUUUAUGGCACGUUCAGUUCUUAGGUGUUCAUUUGCUCAAUUUAUAAUAAAAAGUGUUAAAUUCACCUCCUUUAUUCCUCUGAUUAAAACUUAAUUUUGUGCUCGAGAGACUCGGGGAAGUUUUGCACACGCUCACAUUAGUCAUGCUCAGUGUGGUUAAUGACGUCAUGAUCUGAUUGGCUCGGAUUAAUUGGAUUAAUAUCAAUUUUCAGAUUAAAAAAAAAUCUUUUCUAUUUGAAGACGUUGAACUCAAACUCUCUGACUCGACAGGUGACAUUAAAAGUCCUCCUCCUCCUCCUCCUCUCUCCUUCAUCCCUCCAUCCUUCCCUCUGUCCCUUUGUUGUGUGUCUCCGUCUUAUCUCCAUGGUUACCUGAGGCACCGGGAAUGUGGUGCCACCAAGGAAUGUGUACAAUUAUUAAACCAGCUAGGGGCCAGACACACACACACUCACACACACACACCUGCAUUCCUCAGACAUAUACACACACACUACAGCACACAUUUAAGUGUUUAAGAUAAGAUAAACUUUAUGGAUAAGAGACAUAAACAGUCUGAAUCAAACCCUGAAGUUUUACGCCUGAAUGUUAAAGAAGAAACUGUAAACUUUGUGGUUCAGGGGUUUGCAGAUCUUUGCGUCACAGUGACAUUAAUGUAGGGCUGGGCGAUACGGGGAAAAGUUUAUCACAAUAUAAUUUUUUAAAAUCAGUCAUUAUCGGUAUGUAUCAUGAUAUAAAAAAUAAAAACACUUGUCAAUCUUAAAUGUUCCCUGUUUGCAGUCCACAUUACUCUGCUUCAUGUCCGACCUCCAAAAACCAAAAUACCUCCACACCACCGACGUUUUCCUAACGCCAGUGUUGUGGUUGACAUUGAUGUGGUCAUCUGUUGAGCCUUCAUGGUCAUUUCUGUCGGGGGUAGCACUCAUUUUCUUUGUUUCUCACCAACAGUGCUGUCGGCUUCACCUGUUAAAGUGCUAUGGUUGGGUGGAGCUGCUGUCUGCUAUGAUGCAGUUUUUUGAUACUUGGUUCUAAUUCAGAACAUGAUUGGUUCAGCGCGGCGUGACCCGAGGCAACUCCCCUUUUUAUUUGUUAUUCAUACAGUAACCAAAACAUGACUAUUGAAAAGCAUAUUGACCAUGUUUUGUAUCGAUAAGCAUAUAAGCAUAUAUCAAGGAACAUUCAAUUUUGAUAUAUAUCAUAAUUGUUUUAUCGCCCAGCCCUACCUUAAUGUGGAAAUCAUGUUAUAAAAAAGCAUUUCUGGAUCUUGUUGGUUUCAGGAUUUGUCAGAUAUCUCUUCAUCAGUUUGUUCUUUCGCUGACUCAUCCUUGUAACUCGGUGAAUAAUCCAGAAUAAAGAGUGUUGCUCUGUCUGAGUCACUCUGUUAAUAACCAGCCCUCUGAUUUUGUCAUCCUCUGUUUCUCCUUUUCCUGUUUUUUUCUGUUGACUAUCGACUGUUUAAGCUCUUAUUUGAGGGUGUGGUUGAGUUUAUGGAGGGCUGAUCGAGUGACGCUCCUGUCUCUGCGGUCACGCUGUGAUGAUGAGAGGUUUGAGGAUGUAGCUGCAACAGACGACAAGCAAACCUGAAUUUAAUUUAAUCUUCUUCCAUUAUCUAUCAAAAAUGAAAACUUCCAGUUUUCAUUUCAUACCUUUCUUCUUCCUUCGAUCAGUUUCUCUCCCCUUAGUUUGACCUGCUUGUUGUCACGGUAACAGCCGCCUGAUUGAUGGGUGGACAGUUAGUUUGGGAGGCUGACCUGGGAGGCCGCCGCUAAUCCAUAAAUCCUGCGGAGGUGUGUGAGAGAGAGUAAAAAAAAGGGUCAGCAGGACCUUUUGUUGAGUGUGUGUACGAGUGUGUGAGAACAGACCGACUCCCACCGAGAGCCGGAGACACACAGCUGAGGGAGAGUCUGAGGAGGGGACGCUAGAGUCAGGGGGUCCAGCACUUUUCUUUAAGAAUAAAAUCAGAGUUUGGCUCUUAUUUUUGUCCUUACAGGAGCUUUUUUAACUCUUUUUUUUAUAGACAAUAAUUUAGAUUAACCUUCAUUUGCCAUGUUUGUUUAGUUGGGGUAGAGAUUUUUGACUUUUUUAACACAUUUGUCGAAGUUUAUCAUCUUUUUUCUUCAAUGAUAAUCUCCUAAAUUGUGCAGAAAUGCUCAGACCAGUUUGUAAAAAUCUGCUGUCUUUGGCAGUCCUUAAAAAAAGAGAGAGACAAGGUUGUUGACGAGACCUGCAGGUGUAAAAGUUGGAAAACUUGAGAGGCCUUAUGUCUUUAUAACAUCCUGGAUACUGUCAUUGUUCUGAAACUUGAUAAAGAGGAUGAGAUCUCGACACGAUGAAUCCUCGAUCAAAGUACAAAUAUAACUUUACCCACUGCGCAAUGUGACAUCAAAAUGACAUCUAUUUAACGUACUUUUUCGAUGAUGAGGUACAAAUAUUGACGUCAUUUUAACGUCUAAAAGAGGUCCAGUAAUGACGUUGAAAUCUUGGAUCCAUUUUUCAUGUUGUGCCGACAUCUAGAUUUGGUCUUCAGACGACGUCCAAACUAUAAACGUCAUAACGACGUCUAAAAAAGGUCCAAUUCGGACGUCGAAAUUUCUAACUUAUUUUGCCGUGGUCUUUGACGGACCGACCCAAUACUGACUUGAUCUGCACGUCUCUUGGAUGUUUGGCGGGUAUUUAGAGAACGGUCACACACAGUCCCAGACCCCCUGAACCUGCUCCAAACACAAGAAGACCUCUGUCCGUGAACACACACUUUAUUUUUGUCCAAACUGAUAAAAAGCAGCAGAUUUGUCCAACACUGUUCAGUCCUCGUAGGUUCAGUCUCGUGUCGUUUUGCUUUAAAGGAUCUGAACUUCAGGUUCCUCUCUGAGCAGGUCAAACUCGAACCCUGGGAUCAGAGGAAUCAGAGGAAUGCUUCUGAGUUUUUCUUUCAAUAUUUUCACCCCCUGAGGGACGAGCAGAGGUCUGGACUUUUCUGUUUCCUGUCCUUUAGAUCUCUCACACGCCGCUUAUAUCAACAGAAGCUGCAGCUUUGAUUUGUGUCUGAAGUUAAAACCACUUUCUUUACCUGGACCGUACGCCGGGACACAUUUCUCUGAUUUCUUUGAGAAGAAAAAAGUCUUUCAGGAAUAAAAAUGUUAUUUAGAAGUUUGUCAUUUUAAAUACUGUCAAAGUUUCCAGUUGUCGUUUCUUGUUUCUUGGUUGUUCAGAGUUUGACUCUCCUCUGUCAGCGUCCUCCUCCAUCCUUCAUCCACCUCCAACAUACCAGGAGGAUUCCUCAGGGAUGAAGUCGUGCCGUUUCUGACGGCUCUUUGUGUGUGAUUUGUUUGUUGUCAUCACCUGUCAGAGCCGCCUGUCAGGACGAGGAAGUGUGGAGAUCACAGGAGGGACUCUGCUGAUGGAUGAUGGGAGGUCAUGUUUAUGUGUGUGUGUGUGUGUCUUUGUGUGAGACCCUCUUUGUGUUGUUGGACUUGUCGAAACACGGACAAGAGAGACAAAUUGGUCGGUUUGAACAGAAAACUCUGUCAGGUUUUACAUCCAACCUUUAGUGGUCGAGUCGAGACUGUGUUUGAUGAAAAUUAGGUUCGUCCCGAUACGAUAUUGAUAUCGGAUAUUGGUCGAUAUCAGCAAUCCGAUACAAGCAGUCCAUUCCAGACUCCGCUCCAGCACUUCUACCUAGCAGAGCCCACAGAAUCACAACAACAGUGUGUACUGAGGUGAUUAUAAUUAGAUGUAAUGUUAUUCUUGACGUCAUCGUGUUUUUUCAGUCUGUUCUGUCACAUCUGGGGUCAGGGAUCUCUGUCUCCGUCCUCCUCCUCUGUGUGUCUUUGUCCCCCCUGAGAGCGGACCGCCAUCACGUCACCUUCAGGGACGUUCAGGAAAUAAGUGAGGGGAUGAGGCGAGGACGGGAGCGUCAGGCGGAGCAGCAUCUGGUCCUGGUUACUGACAGGAAUCAGCGUUUUGAUCGUAACUCGCAGUCAAACAUGUAACAUAACAAAGCAGAUCAGACGGGCUGUGAUUGGUUUGGACGUCGUCUCCCUGAGGAGCUUUAAUAGAAGCUGACGGGACAUUUUUCCUCCUUCUCUUUUAUCACAUCUUGAUUAUUCUACGGUGUCCAGUUUGGCCCAGUUUACAUCGUUAGUGAAGAAAAGUUGAAAUGUGACGUUUCUCCCUCUCUCUGUGUCUCUGCAGCUCUUCCACGUCGCCUACGUCUUGAUCAAGUUUGCCAACUCUCCCCGUCCCGAUCUUUGGGUUUUGGAACGAUCCACUGACUUCGGGCAGACCUACCAGCCGUGGCAGUUCUUCGCCUGUGAGUACAAACGCACACACACACACACACACACACACACACACAUAAAAACAGACCUAUAUGAUCCACACAUGAACCUCCAGAGCGUCAGACUCCAUCAGGAUCACCUCACGCUCCUCUAACCUCCCUCAGGCCUCGGAUUAAUCCUCCUCUAAUCGCAGCAAGCGGCCCUCGAAGGCAGGCGUCUGAUUGGUUCAUCGGUUUGUUGAUCAGGUCAUCAAAUCAUCAAGCAGUGAGCUGAUUGGCUUUGGCAGCUGUCAAUCUAGGUGGGCUGCUGCAGGGGAAUUCCUGACAUGUCUGGCAGCAGGUCGCAGCUUGACGUUCACCUGAGGAGCAACCAUGAAAGAAAAGCAUCAUAAAGACGAAACGCGACUGAUGUAUGAACUGAUGAUCGAACGGUGGAAACGUUUAGAGUCCAAAACCAGUUCGGAUCAGUCCUCUGGUUCUGAUCCAGGACUAGUCCUUGAGUGUCUGAUGAUACCGAGAAGGACAGGAGAAUCAUGUGUGAGUGUUGGACACUAAUCUGCGAGUCCCUGAGAUGUUUGACCGUCACAUUCGGAGCCGCUGCAGCUGUUGGCGUCCUCACGCACUCCUUUGAGAUUAGAUCUGACAUCAUCACGCCUGAUAAAUCUGACACGUCCUCGCCGUCCUCCGCUCUUCUUCUGCGUGGAGAUAAAAUGAAACCGUUUCAGGAAUGUUCACGGAGAAACAGAGUAACUUUAAACAAGAUGAAGUCACGUCUCAGACUCUCAGUUUAUUUAACCCUGAAAGUUUCUUCAUCCUAGAUUCCUCAUUUCCAGUCGUGUCACAUAGAUCUAGAGUAGUAGAAGCUGAUGGCGGCACAUUCCAGCUGCUGUGAAGCUGAAAACACAUCUGAAGGUGUUUUUAAAGACGUCUAAAACACAGACCUCCUCUAAUUAUCACCGAGACGCUUCAUUAAAAUUCCACAGGACGGUUUUCACUCACCUAUUUGCAUUUUUGUGGUUUUACUUUUGUGUGUUUGUGUGUGUUUGUGUGUGUAGCUUCUAAGAGAGACUGUAUCGAGCGGUUUGGACAGAGGACCAUCGAGAGGAUCAACAAUGACGACGAUAUCGUCUGCACCACCGAGUACUCCAGAAUCGUCCCGCUGGAAAAUGGCGAGGUGAGAGUUUGUCCCCUUCAGUUUUCUCUCUCACAGAUUUAUGGAAAAGAGAAAACAGAUGAAAGUUGUUCAGAGAAUGAAAGUGUUGCUGCAGUAAAAAACUCCUCAUGCGUCCACAGAUCGUCGUGUCGUUGGUGAACGGUCGACCCGGAGCGAUGAACUUCUCCUACUCCCCGGUCCUCAGAGAUUUCACCAAAGCCACGAACAUCAAGCUCCGAUUCCUGAGGACCAACACGCUGCUGGGACACCUGAUGGGAAAGGCGCUGCGUGACCCCACGGUCACUCGCAGGGUGAGACUACGAUAUGAUAAUCACCUCCACAGCAAUCUUUUAUUUUUUGGUUAUAAAGGAAAACAAAUAAACAAAAUACUGACUAGUUUUUUUGUUUACUAGAUUGAACGGACGGAUAACACACAGACUGUUGAGCCGUAACGCCAAAGUCCGUUUCUUGUUCGAUUUUUAUUUUGAAAAUCGAAUGAACAGAUGAAACUCGGAUUAUUACUGUGGAGAAAUACCCAGAUACAGCUCUGUCAUAAUAAUAAUAAUAAUAAUAAUAAUUUUAUUUAUAUAGCACCUUUAAAAACAGAAGUUUACAAAGUGCUUAGACAACAGUUGUAAGCACAGAGCAUCAGCACAUUGAAAAUAAAAACACAUAAAAACAAAAGCUCAGUUAAAAACAGGCAUCUGAAUUGUAGGCCUGUUUCACUUUUCGUAAGAAACCCAGGCAAUACAAGAACCCUACAAAAUAAAUGGGACCAUGAGGACCAAAAUAAAAGCAAAAAAAAAGAAAUAGAAAAGGAGGGAAGAAAACAGGCUAGUAAGUAUAAAAGAGGAUAUUAAUAAUAAUAAUAAAAUCAUAAUAAAAUAAAAUGAUGGUAAUAUAAAUGAUAAAGUGGAAUUAAAUAUAUAUAUAUAAAAUAAAGGAAAAUGAAAACAUUAAAAUCAAUAAAAAGAUUAUAAGUAAAACAAAGGCUAAAAAGGCAGUAAGUCUAAAUAAGAAAGAGGUGAAAGAGGUAAAAGAAAAAGGAGAAAAAUAAAAACGGUAAAAGGCAAUAAAAGAUGAAAGAUGGCAUCACAUAAAGGCAAGUCUGUAAAAGUGAGUUUUAAGUCAUGAUAACUUAUUGAUGCUAAAAGCUGAAUUUAUGUAUCGUCUCUGUCUACAGUAUUACUACAGUAUCAAAGACAUCAGUAUCGGUGGACGCUGUGUGUGCAACGGUCACGCUGAGGCCUGCAACGCCGAGGACCCCAACGACCCCUACAAGUAAGUUUUAGAUUUGAAGUCCUGACUCUCAGCAAACCUGCGUCGUUUUGUCUUGAACCUCACGCUGAUGCUCGUUUGUGUCCUCGAGUAAAGAUGAGAGGAAAUGCUCGGUAAGUGAUUUAUGACAUUUCAGCGACGACCUGCUCCCACUGACUGUAAACAAACACGCUCACACUCAGAAUUCCUGCCCCGGAGCUGCGGCUCUGAUCCGCAGCUUUCAUUUCUUCUGCUCUGCGGUUUCUUCCUGUGCCAGCGCUGCCUGUCAACAAACCUGCAUGCCUGUAACACAAAUAAGGUUUGUUACGACACACGGGAGCGAAAACAAAGGAGGUCAGGAGGAGAGAAAAGUCAUAGAAGAACUUCUCUGUAACCACCUCAAAAUAAAUCAGAGAGUGAGGCGACUGCAGGUUUCAGAUCGGAGAGUUAUUAGAGUCAAAGUCAAACUGGAAAAACAAACUUAUUACCAACCUGACAUCUGAUAUUAAACCAGCUUCUCUGUCUGUCUGAGUCUCAGAUUUCUUCAUCUGAAUAACCACUCGUGCACUUUUAACCCCGUCUGCUGUUUUCUGUUAACUCCAAGUGUAACAUAAGUCUAUUAUCUUGGAUAAAACAGAAUAAUAAUAAUAAUAAUGGUGCAUUUUAAGGUGUCUGAAUUUACUGGACGAGGCUUAGAGGAGCAGCGUUAAGUUUCAUAAACAGACGGAGGAGAAUAGUUUUAAGAAAUGACAUUAAAAAAUCAACCAAUUAGUCAGCUGAUUAAUCACAAGGCCGAUGUCUCCAUCAUCUUAAUGAAUGUAUGAAUUCUGCUAUGUUGUACACCUAAACACAAUAUAAGUCUAAAACAAGAUGACUUUAUUUAUUUUAGCGCUUGCCUUAUAUUCGGAUGGGGCAGGCGCUAAAGUAAUUCUGUAGAUGUAACCGUCUUGUUUCCACCUCUGAUUUUGCUUUUUUCUGACUUGGUAACUGAACCUCUAGUAACUCAGGUGUGACAGUAUAUUUGUCACACCUAUAUAUUUGACAAUAUAUCAAAUACUAAAGACAACACCUGAGAUGAUAUUAGCAUCAUGUAUCGGCCUCUUCUGCUGUUGAAAAAUCAUAUAUUUAUAUUUUGAGCAGGGUUCCUUGUAAUUUGAUCAAUUAUCAGGUCUUAAAAAGUAUUGAAAAUGAAAAUAAAAUACUCUAUACUGUAAGGCUUUAAAUAAACAAGCAGCAGUGAUUUGUAAAGUCGUAAAAAUGAAAAUAAGACUCAUGGUGAAGAAACAUCUGGAGGUCUGAUUAUAACCUCCGAACUUCCUCUUCCUUUAUUUCACUCUGUGACCGCGGCGGAUAAACAAGAUGGAGCUUGUUUUAAUGCACAUGAAUUUACUGUAGUCUGUGUGUGUCUGUGUGUGUGUGUUAAUGUGUGUGUGUUAAUGUGUGUCUGUGUGUGUGUUAAAAGUGUGUGUGUGAUUUCCAGUUUCCACGAAAGAACACGUAUUUAAUAAGAAGUGGAAGUGAGCUCGAUGUGAGUAAUUUAGGAACACCUGCAAUUGUCCGUGUGUUACUGUGCAACAUAUACGUGUGUUUUUAGUGUUUUUAGUGUGUGUGUGUGUGUGUGUGUGUGUGUGUGUGUGUGUGUGUGUGUGUGUGUGUGUGUGUGUGUGUUACUCUCCUGCAGGCUGUCAUUACUGUCAAACCAUCAUGACUCACAUAUACACACAGGAACAAUACACACUCCUGAUGCAGUUUGUUCUCCGUCCGUCUUCUUUAUGGGAUUACACACACACACACACACACACACACACACACACACUCAUGCACACACACACACGUCCUGUUAUACAUCCCUUGUAUUUCUCUCCUCACACACACACACACUUGCAGAGGCUUGUUGGAGGUAUCUGGAGAGCGUCUGAAGCGGUGAUGUAGCUCUUUCCAUGUUGUUGCACGUGAGUGAUUUGGGGAUUAGGGAGGAAAGGGGGGAUUUCAGGGGGGAGGGAGGAGAGGAGGGGAGGUGGGGGUGUCAGACAGUUUGAAGUACAGUUGAGGGUAAUAGAAAGCUCCUCAGUGGGGUUUGCAGUGACCCCGGCAUCCUGCAGCAGAUAUUUUAGCUGUGAUGAGGCUGAAACGGAGAGUUAGUCCGAGAGCUCUCCAUCGAUGUAAACCUGAGAAUAUAAAUUAGGACAGUUUUAAAAAUUCUACAUUAAUAAACCAAAAACCAUUCAGGACUCGGGUAAAAGCGAGUUUUUAUAGUAACAGAUCAGCCACAAUAGACAGAAGAUGAUCUUAUUUCAUGUUUGUGUCUUUUUGACAUCUUCAGUUACAGACACAGACGGUGUGAUCCUCUCCUUAAGUCCAAUCUGUGUCUCAUGGACAGAAACCAGAGCGAAGUGUGUGUUUAAACUCCAGCUGCUGAAAUUAAGAGGAACCUCGUGUCGUCUGUGUGAGUGAGUGAGUGAGCUCUGAAGUUUAGAGCAGACAGAUGUUUGAUGGCUGUUAGUAAUAUCAGACGGUAAGACGACCCGUGUGGAUAUCUCAACAUAUCUGCUCGCACGCUUCUGCAAGAGACCCUCUGAGUCUGUCUUUGCGUGAUCAAAUCCUCAACUCAGUCCGUCACAGUUUAAAGGGAUAUUCCACCGAGUUAGACCCCCCCUCCAGAGAUGAAUGUUGUCGACCGCUUCCUUCUCUAGUUAUACCAACUUUAGUAACGACCACAGGAUAGUAAUACAGAGAGCCACGCCCUCAACCAAAACGCCACUCUAUAUCCACAAAUAAUGCUCAGAACAGCACCUAACUUCAUCACAACUCACCUACUCUCUUCCAUCAACUGCAGAGGAGUUUCGCAGCUCAAGGAAGAACAUUUAUGAUCAUUUCUUCAUGGAAAUACAAUCAGACCGAGACGCUAAGACAGAAGAACUACCGCGUCUGUAAAAUGAUUAAUAUGGUGAUUAUUACUUCAAGGAAAUGAUAAAGAAAUGAUCAUAAAUGUUCUUCCUUGAGCUGCGGCACCCCGCUGUAGUCUGUAAUGGACUGGCAUGAGGUCUCGCUACAAACAAGCGUCUGCUGGAAGAAAGUAGGUGAGCUAUAGCAGCACCCUGAGAUAAGAUUUAGUGUCUUUAAAGCUUCUCUGUGAUUUUGAUGUUUUGAGGAGUCGCUGGUCUGUCUUUAUUGAACAGGACGUGUUCAGACUGAGCUGUGGACUCUCUGUUCUCUGCAGUUCAUCUAAAAACAUCUCAAGAGUUAAAAGCUCUCCUUUUUACAGAGCACGCUUGCUUUAGUCUCUCGCUGGCAUCCCCUGCAUCAGCUGAAGUUUAUAUUAACUCUGCAGAAAGUGUUUAUACUCUCAUGACUAUUUCUAGACGUUCAGGAGAGAGCAGACAGACAGACAGUCCAGGGAAAUUUACCGCCUGUUGAACGAGGAGAAUAUCCGCCGUCUUGGCUUUACUCCCUUUACGAGGGAUAAAAGAGGAUUUGAGGAGAUUAUGGCGAUAAAAACCAUUGAUACUCAUCUCUUGAGGAUUAAUUUGGUCCUAUUAUAAUUCGCUGACAUGAUUCCUACUGUUUGUGCUUGUCAGGGCGUGUUUCUGCCGUCUGUGAAGGAGGUGUCCUCCCCGACUGUUUUUAAGGCCAAGAGUACAGGUGCUUUCACAGCUUAUGUCGUGAUUUUAUCGGGAGGUUCAAAAUCACCGAUGCAGAUCUGCAAAAGUUUGAGUUAUAAGACUUGCAGAAGAAAAUAGAGGCACCACAGUUAGUUCUAUAAAUGUUUUUAGUCAUUUUUAAUUAAAAAAUAUAAGAAAAUAAGAGUUUUAGGUUGUUAGAUGUUUAAAAAGCUGAUUUUUUUGAAGUAAUUUGAGAGUCUUUUGGUUUUGGACUUCUGGUAGGACCAAAAGAAUCAACUUUAAAACUUUUCUUUUGUUGACUAUUAAGUUUAAAGUUGAAUAACCAUAAAAAAAUUUAUACAAAAUGACACACAACAUACUUUAACUCACCUGUAGCCGAAAAACAACACGAUUAGAGUUUGCAAUAAUGAUGUCUGGAUGGACUUCAACCGUAUCGAACAUCAAAUUUAACGAGACAGAGAGACCAAUUAAAUCAAUGUGUUCAUGCACACUUUUUCCCUAAUUAGGCACACGUGCACACGUCUGUGCAGACUGCGUGCAGGAUCAUAUUGAGGCCAGCUGCUCGCUCCCUCGCUCGGUCAGAGUUAGUUCUGUUCUGCACCAUUUGGUUUCACUUUUCUGCAUCACCUCCAGAUCAGGAUCGGAGCUCAGGGAGGUGAGCAGCAUCUGGGUUAAUCAUCAACACAGUGUUUGAGUGUAAUUGUUCCUGAACCUGUGCAUGUGUGUGAGUGUGUGUGUGCGUGUGUGUGUGUAGCUCUGGAAAGAAAAUAGGUCUUUCCUCUGGGAGCCGGCGAAGUGUCGGGAUUAUAACAAAGCGUAAAAAGAGGAAGGAACUGCAGAGGAAGAUUAGUUUAGUAUUUUUUCCUUCUUUUACAGUUUGGGACCUAAAUUCUCUUUAAGUGAAUUCCUGCAGUUACUGAGAGUGUAGAGGGAGCGCUAAGAGGACGUCACGCAGCCGUCCAAAACUCAUAUUUCAAAGCUCGUCACCGUGCCAGAAUGAGAGGUUUUAUUUCUUAAUAUGCUCGACGGUUCCAGGAAAAACAAAGUGGUGUGACCCAGGUGAGUGAAAGUUUGUAAAGUACCUAAGUGCUGCAUACCACACGUCACAUAAAAACCAAGAUAAAUGAGCUGCAGAGGGAGUUUAUAACGGCUGCUUUUAAUGCACAUUCGAUCAGUCUGACUUAUUUUGAUAAAGACUCAGAACAGAUGGGCUGCUAGAAGUAUUAAAGCUCCUAUAAGCAACUUUCUGACAUUAAUAAAAUUCAUACGAGUUGUUUUACCGGACAUCGAUCACAGUGACAGUUUCUACGUCGUCAUUUUUAAAGCCUAAAACCAGCUUGAGGGAUGGGUGUCAGACAAAUAGCACAUGUAGGUGACAAUAGAAGCAAUGCCCGUUUUGUCCACAGGGGGCGCCAAAGCAGACACAAACAAAAAGUUCCUCACAGGAGCUUUAAGCUGGAUACGUCACUGUAUAAACUUCCCCGGACAAUCCUUUAAAUGUCUGCGGUUUUGUACGGGAGUUUCGAGUUUGUGUCAUGUGGACUCACUGAGUUAGAAACACGUAAAAGACACUCGAUCUGACCUCUGUGACUCCGCCCCCGCGUAGUCGUGUCAGAAUAUGGUCACCCUACUUUAGUGGACGUUAGAAAUGUUAUGGUUGUGAAAUGGACACUAAAAUAGAAACCUUUUAUUCAAACAAACCUCCACAGAUUAAAAAAAUGCUGCUCCAGAAAAUAUUUCACUUUAACUUCAGUGUUCGUGUCUCAAUCGUCGGAGUGAUCAGACAGUUACAUCACCUGAUAUGCUUGAAAACCUUUAAAUGUUUAGAAAAGGUAGAAAAAAUACAGAAGAAAAAGUUUGUCAUGAAAGAAAAUAUUUAAAAGACGAUGUGAUGAAGUUUCUAGACGUUGACGUUACGCUGACAGCCAAUCAAAAUCCUCCACAAUCCAGACAUAUUUGAGUGAAAGUUAACACGUUAAAGUUUCAUUCAGGCCUGAAGCGAUGUCUGCGGGAAAUUAAAAGACCUCCGCUUUAGAAACAGCAAAGACUGAAUGAUUCAGGAGGUCGACAGUGUUUAUUUCAUGACUCAGAAAAGACUGAUGAAGCCCAGACAGAAGAAAAUCCUUCUGAAAACUGUUUAAAGUGUCAGUAUCUCAUAUUUUUGAACAGCUGUAGUCAGGGUUCAGGUUUUAGAAAACAAGGACAUAAUGAUGGAGAGAAGACGAAGUUCACAGGAAACCGUGUUUAUAACCUCUGUAUGUGCUCGUAAAGAUAACCCGCUUAAAUAAAUAAAAAACUGAAGCUUUACGGUCCGUCAACUAAACUCAAAGUUUACUCUGCCCGGUCAGGAAGCUGGAACUAGCGACCAAAUCCAGGAAGUAGUGAAUCUAGGUGGAAACCGUCCAUUGAAAGUCAUUUCCUAAAACGCUUGAACAAAACUGAUCGCAUGGGAGGAAAAGAAAGAAGCAUGAAGGGAAAGGGAGAGAGAGAGGGAGAGAGAGGGAGAGAGAGAGAGAGAGAGAGAGAGAGAGAGAGAGAGAGAGAGAGAGAGGUGAAUGAAUGGAUCUGAUAGAAAAGGUGAAAGCUGGAAAUAUAAGCGGGUCUGUAGAAACACAAUAUACAGACUUGUUAUCAGCUCAGACCAGAGGAGCACACUGAGACCUGCAGAGGGGCCACCGACGAGAAGAUCUGCAGACGUUUGAAACGAUUGAGAAAAAUGUUUUAAAUAGAAACCUGAAAAAACAAACAGGAAAUGAAGUUUAAACGGGUCGUAACAGGGACGCAACUUUUACCGUGUUUCGUUUGAACUUCAUGCAAAUUUAAUACUGAUAUUCAUGUUGUGAAAAAGCCAAAAAGAAGUUAUUUUGGAUUCCCAGAUUAGAUUCAAAUGAAGAUUUCUGAGGUGAUUUCCAUCUGAUCCGUUUCACUCCUUUUGACCGUGUUUCUCUCUCCUCUGCGUUUGUCUCUCGAUGACUUGUUAAGACGACUCAGAGGGAUGAGAGAAAAGCAUUAAGGAGGUUUUUUGUCUCUCUCCCUGCUGUGUUUUGGCCACACUCUGCAGGCCGCAGGUUUUCAGACUAAUCCGAUUAAAAAGCCAGAGUGAAGCAGUCGAUGGAGGAGGAGGAGGAAGAUUAACUCCUUCAUUGUCAGGGGGGUCUAUUCCUCAUUUUGCUCUUUUUCUUUCUUUGAGGUGACAGAAGGAAGAGGAAGGUGAACUUUUUAGAGAGUUAUAUGAGGUUUUACCCGAAGCUGAGAAAGUUUAAGUCGAAAAACAACUUGAUUUUCUCUCAUCCACUCUGUUGUUUCUCGUUGUUUACAGGUUACAGUGCGACUGUCAGCACAACACCUGCGGCGUAUCCUGUGACCAGUGCUGCCCCGGGUACAACCAGUUACCGUGGAAACCUGCGACGACCUACAGCGCUAACGAGUGUGAACGUGAGUGCUGCGAACUCCAACACACACACACAUGCAGCAGAGAGAUACACACAGAGAAACGCACACUCGGAGUGUAACCAGUGAUCCCUGCAGAGGAAUGUGUUUUCUGUGGAGAGGCGGGUCAGCAGAACCGGUUAGCCGCAUUGAAGCUUCUCCUGAUCACUUCUGCACAAACCGGGUCCAAACUUCUAUGCACAAAUGCAUCAUGGGAAAAAAAGAGCUGUGAGAGCCUCUUCAUUCACAGAUGUUUGACAUGUUCAGACAGAACUUCAGUUAUAACUGUGAUAAAAUAAAAACACAAAACAACUUCGGAUGUGUAGUUUAAAAAGGUAUCAAGGUUCGGGUAAUAAGGUGUAACACAGGGUGUGUCUUAUUCCUUAAAGCUUUAAUAUGUAAAUAUGUUCUAUGUUACUAAUAGGGCUGGGCGAUAAACCGAAAAUUUACCGAAACCGAAAUUUACAACAAUAACCGACGUCAUUUUGUCCAUAUCUGUCAAAAAAAGUAAAUAAAUCAAAUUUGGUUUUGGACGUGUGCAGGUCCGCUAUGGUCUCAUGUCCCUCUAAGACGCUGCCCUAAGAGCUCCCCCUACUGACAGACUUUGGUAUAAGACGUAAACCUCGUUACCAUGUUAGCAACUGUAAACAUGAGUCAGUUAAUUGCAUUAGAUUAAAACUCGUUAACUCCUUAACACAGUUCCUUUUUCUUUGGUGUUGGUUUAAAUUAUUCAGGUACAUUCAUAAAAUUUAAAGUAGUAAAAGUAAAUAUUGGAUAUCAGUCCGAUAUCAGCAAAAAACACAUAUUGAAUAAUAUCGGCCUGCAACCAAGAUCUCCGAUAUCAGCACUCCGAUAGAAGCAGUCCAUUCCAGACUCCCAUUUCAGCCGCUUGUAUCUGCGAUCUUGUUCUUUCGGUCAUUACCCAAAGUUCAUGACCAUAGGUGAGGAUCGGCAUGUAGAUCGACCAGUAAAUCGAGAGUUUCGCCGUACGGCUCAGCUCUUUCUUCACCACGACUGAUCGGUUAAGCGUCCGCAUCACUGCUGACGCCGCUCCUGAGACAUUUGAACUCCUCCACUUGAGGCAGGACCGCCCCUCCGACCUGGAGAAGGCAGUCUACCUUUCUCCGACUAAGGACCAUGGCUAUUUCGGACCAUUCGCAUCAAUAUCAGUAUCUGUCAAUAUUGAAGGCGACAAUAUCGGUAUCAUAUCGUGAGAAAAAUAGUUGUAUCAGGACACCCCUAAAGACAUAACUACCUUUAAUUCAGUCCAAUCCAGUCGUCAUUAUCACCCAUCCUGGAUUCUAAAAGCACUAUUUGUGUCCUGGAGUUCCACAGGGAAACGUCCCGGGUCCUCUAAACUUUCUUAAAAUCUGUAACUCCUCUUGUUUUAGUGUUAAAUUGAUAAAUCCAGAGUGUGUUUGCAGAGACAGAGUUCAGUCGUGGUCGUAGAUCUUUAACAGAUCAGCCUCUCUGGAGCGUUUUAAGGCGUUUUUCAGCUUUAACCUCCACGACUGAGUUCUGCUGCAGUUUGUCAGGGUCGGUUACGACAAAUCUCCGAGUAUAUUUGUAUGACUUUUUAUCAGAGCUGCAGUUUUGUUUAACAAAGAACAACAUGGCAGAGAGUGUGACUAAAGGGCAGCAUGAUAUGAAGACUGAGAGAUGCAGGCAGUUGCCAAGUUGUCUCUUCAUGAAUUCUCUUGGAAAAGAAGUCGUUCAGCUCUGAAGGUAAAGUCUGAAAGAAGAGGUCUGCUCAGUUUAUCGUUUCACUCGCCGUCCGCUCGGAGAGUAUUUUUAGAUUUUGUCUGUUUAGUUUUAAAGACUGGAAAAGCGCCUCCUUCAGACUGAGAAAAACCCUGACCCGUUAUCACGUCCAACACUAUCAGGAGGAGCCAGAGUCGGAGGAGCAGGAUAAGGAGCGCUGGUUUAUUCAGCCGGCACCUCUCAGGCGCUGAGGGUCAGAUAAGAACAAGAAGCUCCAUCGAGGAAAGGUUCCCGUGUUCCCGCCUGAUUGUUAAACUCACGCUCCAAACCAGCUUCGCGACGGUUAUUGAAGCUUGGAUUAGCCUCUAAAAAUAACUCAUAACCUCCAAAAGGCGGACGGAUUAAUCCCCGAAGGAGACUUUGAUCUGAGACUGUAAUCAGACUUUGAAAUAUCCCUUUAAUGAUUCAUGAAAAAACCCGACCGACCUCACGCUUUCUGCGUCUCAAACCCGACUUUCAUCUCUUUGAGAAACCCCCGCAGCCUGUGUGGUCGUCUUAAUUACGCCGUCUCUCAUUUCUUCUUAUUUGAUUUUAUCGGCGAAGUGUGUCAUCUCUACACCUGUCAGAGGAAACAGGUUUUAAAACAACAAACGAGUUCAGAGCGACUUCAUUUGUCAGGCUUUGAUUCACGACUGCGGUCGUCUCAGAAGAUUCAUAAAUGUGUCGGUGAAGACGAGAUGAGACGAUAAAGUUAAUGAGAGAAACUGCUGUGGUUUGAUUUAUGCAGAAAUCUGCUUCUGUUCUGAUCGUCUUUGUCCUGUUUCCUCUCCUCCUCUUUUUGCUUCUCGGCUUUACCGAGGCUUGGUGGUAUGGCUUCAAAUCAAUAUCACGAUAUAUUGAUCAGUUCACCUUGAUAACGAUAAAUGGACGAUAACUACUCAACAAGCUGCUCACCCCCCACAUUAACUUGCUGAUAUCAGAGAUUUUAGAUGAAGGCCGAUAUGAUCCGAUAUUCGUUUCUUUGCUGAUAUCAGACCAAUAUCUGAUAUCAAUAUCAUAUCAGGACACCCCUAAAUGUCUUUACUUAAACUUAAAAACACAAAAAUUUGUUGUUAUUCGAAUCCACAAAUUUCCUGACAGGAAACAGAUUUUAACAACUUCAAAAUUUUCUGUCAUAAAACUCAAGAUGACAAACUUGACACACUCUGGGUUUUUAAUAAACAUAUCAGACGUGUUUACAUCAUUUCUGUCUGAAUAUUUUGUUUCUGAAAAUCUAUAUUUCUAAAGGUUUUGACAUCUUACCCGGGAUUUCCACCGCAUCCGGAACCAAUUCCUACUGGAUAUGUUUGCGAGGCGAAUUUCGUGGCAGGAAUUGCGAGAAUUCACAGGAACCCGCGGAAUUUACACGCAAUCGUGCGAUAACAAGUUGUCUUUAUAAAGACAGACACAGAGGCAAACCAUAAAAGCAGUAGAUUGUGUCCUUCCAGAGGAGGAAAUCUACUUCUAGACUUCGUCCGGCGUCCGGAAAAAAUAGAACUCUUGUGAUCAGCUGAGGAGUCCGGCGAUCUGCAGGGAAACAGAACGAAUCCGGUGUAAAUUGACACGUCAACUUGAAUGGUUACGAUCAGCUACGAUCGGAGGAUACGACUUUUUUCGUAGCCGUUCCAGAUGUCAUGGAAAUUGGGGGUUCGAGGGAAAUGAGACCAUAGCCUACCUACACACAUCCAAAACCAACUUUGAUUUAUUUAUUUAUUUGACAUCAAAUAUACCGUUACGGGCAAAAUGAUGUCGGUUAUUGUCGUAAAUUUCAGUAUCAUAAAUUUUAAGUUUAUCGCCCGGCCCUACCGCCAUCAUUUUCAGGAUAUUCAGUUUCUAUUUCAGGUCAAGUUUCGAGGUUUUUAGCUUUCAUGACCACCUUUUCAAACUUCGAUCGUCGUUUUAUCGUUCGUCUCUCAACACAUCGAUGACAUAUUGUGAGAAUAGUUCUUCAUUUAAAGGCGUCACCUGCGUCUGAGUCUGUGUUUUUAUUUCUUCUUUCAGCCUGUAACUGUCACCGCCAUUCCUUCGACUGUUACUACGACCCCGAGGUCGAUCAGAGGCGGGGCAGCCUCGACGGCCACGGACACUACAGAGGGGGAGGAGUCUGCCUCAACUGUCAGGUACGAAAACGCCACAGAGAAAGAGCUCUGAGGUGAAGCCUGAGGAGAUAAGGAUCAGGGUGUCUUUGUCUUCUGGCACCUGAUAGGGGCGGUAUCAUGAUGUAAAGGAGACAGAGACAUAGAUUUAUUUAUUUAAUAUCCGCUGAUCUAUUUACAGCAUCACACCACCGGAGUCAACUGCGAGCGCUGCAUCCCCACCUUCUACAGAUCACCUGACCACUCCAUCGAGUCCCCGCUGGCCUGCUCACGUCAGUAUUUACAUUAAUCAUCGUUUAUUUCUGCUUAAACCUUCGUCCGCUCGCCCUCGUCUUCUCAUCUUCCUCUCGGUUUCUCUCCAGGCUGUAACUGUCAGUCACAGUUCACGGACGGCACCUGCGAGGAUCUGACCGGUCGCUGUUUCUGCAAACCGAACUACGCCGGGGAGAACUGCGACACCUGCGCAAACGGCUUCGUCAACUUCCCGGACUGUUACCGUGAGUUAAAACAAGAAGAAGAACUUGUAAUAUACCGUCUGUCUGGGACAACAAGACCGUCUCUAAACCAGCUGUCUCUUUGUCCGUCAGCCAUCCCGACCGAUCCGACCAACAACAACAACAACGGAGAGGCCAAAACAGCCGGAGAGAUCAUCAGUAAGAGCCUCGAUGUGUUUGAGAGAGAAGCUGACAGAUGUCUGACUCUCCUGUGUUCAGAUGGUUUUGGGAGUUUUGGGAAAAACUUUGUUUAAAUGUGACGGUGUGAACUCAAACUCUCUCUAUCAGCCUGACGGUGUUUUAUUUUUAAUCGGUAUCAUCUGGAAACCCGAGCUGAGAUUGAUUCCCAAAACACAGAAGAUCCGCCGUAUCAGUAUUGACAGAAACAAACUUCUGUUUCCUCUCUCUCUCUCUCUCUCUCUCUCUCUCUCUCUCUCUCUCUCUCUCUGUGUGUGUCUGCAGACUGUGAGUGCAGUGCAGCUGGGACUGUCGAUAACUCCUGCAGACCUGAUCCCAACACUCGGACCUGCGUCUGCAAACCGGGUUUCACCGGCGACCACUGCGACACCUGUGCGCCGGGUUUCCACGGGCUCAACUGUCAGGGUGAGACACGAAGAGUGAUUGAUUACAGCGUCGGUUCAUGUUAAUCAUGUUUUGGAUCAAUCAAGGAUUAAAAUAGUAGAAAAUAAUAAAGUCCAGGGAACACAGCCUCUGUUGGAGCUUCGUUAAUUAAUAAAAAUAAUCAAUAUCUACUCUAAAAAACCAAUCAGAGGCACAGAUUCCAGUCUGUUUAUGUUUGUUAAUUGAUCCCGUGUUCGUUUACCCCCCAGGAGCAGCCUCACACACACACUAACACACACUUACACACACACACACUCCUGAGUAAACAGCAUCUGUUCAUGUGUGUGUGUUCCUUCAGGCUGUCAGUGCUCAGGUCCGGGCUGUCUGGACGGGUCAUGUGACUACAUAACGGGUCACGGCGUGUGUCGGAGCGGUUUCCAGGGUUACCAGUGCGACCAGUGUGCGCCGGGAUACUUUAACUACCCUCUGUGUCAAUGUGAGUGAAGAAUUAGAGAAGAGAACGGUGGAGCGGUGGAGAAACCUGACGUCACUGACUGAACUCUCUGUUUCUGCUCGUAGUUUGCGGCUGCAGCUCCGUCGGCUCUCUGCCUGAAGGCUGCGACUCUUCGGGUCGGUGUCUCUGUAGACCCGAGUUUCAGGGACCUCGAUGUGAACAGUGUCGAUCUGGAUUCCACUCCUACCCCAACUGUCAAGGUACACACACACACACACACACACACACACACACACACACACUCACGUAAAACUGAUCUGUUUCGGCUGAUAACUACGACGGGGUAUUAGGGCCACAUUAAGAAAAAAAAAUGAAGAAGUCGUAAUAAAAUCAUUAUAAUAAUUAUGAUCAUGUGGUCCUGAUGUGUCUAAAGAUAUCUCGUUUUAGAAACCUACCGUAUAUUAAAGCACAUUUUUACAAAAUACUCCAUUAUUUCAACAACUGUCAUCUUAAACAACAAAAUAGAAAAUAAGGACUUUAUUCUGACUUUACCUUCGUAACUAAUUACUUUAUAACAGCCUUUUUCUUGUAAGCAAUAACUUUAUUACGACUUUAUUCACGUAAGAUUUUACUCUAUUACGACUUUUUCUUGUAUGUAAUUUUUUAUAACAACUUUUUUUUCACAAGUAAUUACUUAAUAAUGAUGUAAUUCUUGUUUGUAAUUUCUUUAUUACAACUUCCUUCUUGUAAGUAAUUCCUUUAUUUUCACUUUCUUCUCCUAAGCAAUUACUUUUUUACAGCGUAAUUCUCAUAAGUUAUUACUUUAUUUCAACUUUAUUCUCGUUGGUAAUAACUGUAUUAUUACUUUGUCCUUAUUUGUAAUUACUUUAUUACCACUUUAUUCUUGUAAAUAAUUACUUUAUUAUGACUUAUUUCUGUUAGUAAUUACUUUUUUACGACUUUAUUUUCGUAAGAAUUGACUUUAUUUCGACUUUCUUCUAGUAAGUAUUGACUUUAUAUCAACUUUAUACUUGUAAAUUAAUGACUUUAAUCUCGAAGUCUUAAAUUGUUCUUUUUUAUUCAUCUUGCCUUAAUACUCUGACGUCGUCGAUGACAGUAUAGAAUAUGAAAUCAUCUCCUCAGACUGAUCACGUCUGGACUCUGCAGACUCAGAUGGAAACACUUCCCUCCUUCUCGUCAAGUGUUGGAUUACCUUGUAAAACUUUACGAGUCUAUUAAAGUCUCACCUUGCCAAAUGCCAAAUGCACAGUCUGAUAAAAUAAACCCUUGAAUACCACACAGUUGAAUAGUUGUAGAAAUCAUUUCCAGGUCUGUUCAGAUACUCAGAGAACUGUCAUGUGACUGUUCCACCUGCUCCACCUGUACAAAUGAGACUGACAGGCUCACAGCACCUGCGCUCAAGAAUACACUUUAAUUUUCUCCUCAGUUUGCACCUGUGAUCCUCGCACCUCAUUGGACACCAGCUGCACCGCAUCAGGUCACUGUCACUGCAGACCUAAUUACAGCGGAGCAUCAUGUGACCAGUGCGCACCUGGUUACUACGGUUUCCCGAGCUGCACACGUAAGUCUGAGAGUCUGUGAGGAUGUCGUCUCUGAUAUCAUGAGCGGGUGAAUGAGUGGCGUGUUCACGGUUUUGUUUCCUCAGCCUGUCAGUGCUCGCCUGAGGGCUCACGCUACAGCAGCUGCGACCACGUGACGGGACAGUGCGGGUGUCUGCCCAACGUGGUGGGACAGAGGUGUGACAGCUGCGCGCACGGCUCCUACGGCUUCCCCAACUGUCAAGGUACAAAAACACAUAAGUAAAUAACUCAGGAACACGGUUUUGUACAGUUUAUGUUUAUCUAAUUGCUUUGUGGUUUUUAUCUGUGAAAAUCUCUCUAUAAAUAAACUUAGUUUACUUUCUUUUUUGUUUAAAGCUGGAACCUGUCAUCCUGCCGGCUCCGUUCAGUACGCAGUUCCUCCUCCAGUGGUAAGAUUUCGUGUGUUUUUAAUAAAAUAAGUCCAUUUGUCUGGAUGAAUUUACAAAUCAGAUAUUUUGCUGCAUGAAUUCAAUAAAUGAUAAUUAAUUUUAUACUAAUAGAUGUCAUAGUAGUAUUUUUUUCUCAUUGUGUUUGGCUGCAGCAUUCUCAUUGGUUAAUUCUCCUGUCAAUCAUCCUCUCAGGGUCAGUGUGUGUGUCGUCAGCAUGUGGAAGGUCCGGCCUGUGACCUCUGUAGACCUCUGUACUGGAACCUCUCUCCGGACACUCCUGAUGGAUGCUCCAGUGAGACUCGACAAACACACUCAUCCACAAACAGGAAUAAAUUUAGUUUUUCUUUUAUUUAUACUCAGGAAAAAUCAAACUAAAGUUUGUGUUUCUGCUCUUUCCUGCAGACUGUGAGUGUAACGUCGCAGGUACGAUCAGCGGGGUCGCCGAGUGUGCACAGGUGAGCGACUAAAACUCUAUGCAUAUGUAGUAGUUUUUAUUUUCAACAUUAUUCAUUAUGAUUUUUGUGUUGCAUUUUGGUGUUAUGACUUGCUUUCUGGUCAUUUUUAACAGUAUUGAUAUAAUUUACAGAGAAAAACAUUAAACUGAGUGAACUUCAAGGUCAGUCCUUUCAUAUAAGUUGUUAAAGUUGUAAUUUUCUGCAUCUGUAUCUUGUUUCUAACAGGAAACCGGUCAGUGUCACUGUAAACCGAACACCUGCAGUGGAACCUGCUCCACCUGUAAAGACGGAUUCUACAACCUGCAGGAGCACAACUACUUCGGCUGUCAGGGUGAGGACUCAGCUGGAGGAUUUAACCGAAAUGAAUAAUAAUAACUUUAUUUUUAAAAACAGAAGUUUACAAAGUGCUUCGACAUGGAAAAAGACAGAUAAGAACAAAAAUCUCAUUUAAAACGGAAUUGAAGACCAUUUUCAUAAGAAAAUACAAGAACCAUGCAACAUAAAAUGAGACAGGAAGUCAGUGAAGGGAGGAUUAAACUGGAGUGAUGUGACGCCGUCGACUAAAACCAGUUGAAAGUUGGAGUCAGGAGAGCGAUUUCUGAUUUAAACCAGGGAGGAGAGAGUUACAGUUGUACUUUGAUUCUUCAUUUUUGCGUCCGUUAAUCUCACGUUUGUUUUCAGGCUGCCAGUGUGACAUCGGAGGUGCAGCAGGUCAGGCGUGUGGAGAGAGGAACGGCCGCUGUCGCUGCAGACCGAACGUGGAGGGACCCAAGUGUAAUCUGUGAGUGUGUCUCCGUGUGAACCACCACCUGUUCUCCUCUCCAUGUGUGAUUUUACUCUAAAUCUCUGUGUGUGUCUGCAGACCUCGUCCAGAUCAUUACUUCCCCGACCUCCAUCACCUGAAGUUUGAGAUCGAGGAGGGGACCAUGCUGGACGGUCGACCUGUUCGAUUCGGCUACAACCAGCUGGAGUUCCCAGGAUUCAGCUGGAGGGGUUACGCUCAGAUGUCCCCCAUCCAGGUAGGAACUUUUACCCCACCUUAAAGCUUGAAUUAAAACAAUUAUCAGAUAAAUUUUUGUGUUUUUUAUAUGAUUUUUUAAACCGUAUAGAUUCUGUUUAUAAUAGAUGACAUAUACGUCUGCAGCUGUGGCCCCUUCCUCCUCCUCCUCCUCCUCCUCCUCCUCCUCCUCUAAUCUAACAGCUCAGUUUUGGGGAUUUUUUAACAGGAUAUUUCUCUUUUCUACGUUUAUUUUUCAGCACAAAAACAUCCAAAGAUUUGAACACGUUUGUGAUUCAGGAUGAACUUUUUCCUGGUCUGUGUGGAUCUCGUUAAAAACGAACCUCAGCUGGUUGUUCAUGAAAUAUAAAAAGUGGAUAUUUCUGGUUGUUAUUUUUCUUUUUACUUCUUUGGAUGUUUGUGCAGAAAAAAAAAAGAUGAAAAGAGAAAUAUUGUGGUUGUGGAAGUGUUGCAUAGUGUUGCUUUAAAUGGUGACGGUAUUUCUUCGGUUUCUCUUCCUCUUCUUUGUGUUUUCACUCACCUGUUUUGGAUUUCUACCUUCUCUCCUCCCUCCUCUUUCCUACUAUGCAUCCUUCUAUCUCUCCUUCCCCUUCUCCUCGUGUUUCCUGCCGCCUUGCUCGCCGGUCUUUAUUCAGUCCAGGGUGUUGGUGACGGUCUCGGUCAGCUCUCCGGACCUCUUCCAUGUGGUGCUUCGAUACACCAACCGGGGGGGUUCGGACGUUCGAGGCCGGGUGGCGGUGAUCGAGGACGGCUGGAACUACUACUGUGGUAACUGUAAGACUAAUAAGAGAUGAAACUCCUCCUCCUCCUCCUCUUCCUCCUCCUCCUCCUCUCUCUCCACUUCUAUCACUCUUUCUAUCGGGGGUUAAGAUGGAAAGUGAUAGAAGAUCAUUUCCACUCUCAGGGCCACAGAUCAGUGCAGAGUUCAGGGAUUUCAGACGAAGGUUUCACCUCCUCUACUCCUCCUCCUCCUCCUCCUCCUCCUCCUCCUCUUCCUCUCUCUCUCUCCGUUCAUCCCUCUGUCCCCCUUAGACGGCAGUGAAGCUGCAGGUUUAUGUGAGCCAGGCAGACGUCUAUCUGACUCGCUUCAUCCUCAGAUAUGUAAACUCUGAAGGCCACACCUCCAAUGGUAAAAUAACAGCCUAUCAGGGCAGCCACAAAGGUAGGUCUCCACCAAUCACAGGACAGCGUCAGUGUUUUUUUACGUUUGUUAAUAAGUCGUCCAUUUUUCUUCCAUCUUUCCUUUUAAAGGAUCUAAAAUCUUGAAUCCUGAACUGUCUUCAUCCGUCCUCCUCUGACGUGUCCGUGUCUUUUCCAGGUUCAGAACAGUCCAAACAGAUCGUCUUCUCUCCCAGCGUGGAGCCCACUUUCGUCAACGUUCCCCAGAACAACUUCGUGGAGCCGUUUGUCCUGAACCCGGGAACCUGGACCGUGGUCAUCGAGGCGGAGGGGAUCCUGCUGGUGAGAGUCUCACACACACACACACAGUCAGACUCUGACAUGUGACUAUCGCGCACACGUACAUCGCUAAGACGAUGCUCAAACGAUAUAUCGUGCAGCCCUAGAUAAUGACCAGUCCUUCAUAAGAGAAACCCAAACCCAGCAGAUCUGAGUCCACGUUCUGUUUCCAUGCAGGACUACCUGGUCCUGCUGCCCAGUGCCUACUAUGAGGCUCCGAUCCUGCAGAUCAGGGUGACCGAACCCUGCACCUACAGCCCCGUGCACGACUCCGCCCACAAGUAAAGACCUGCAUCAGUUUUUUUUGUUUGUUUUUUUGCAUGGUUCAAAAGUAAAAUGAGCUCCCAUGAUGCUUUGCACCGUAAAAACAGUGGUCUUACCCCCCCCUCUCUCUCUCUGUGUGUGUGCAGCUGUCUGAUGUACAGGUAUCUCUCUCUGGACUCCUUCCCCUCCAUCUCCGGUAACGACGCCAGCUGCGUCCACGACAACCACCUGCCGCGCCCCUGCCCAUCCGAGAAGGUGACCCCACGCCACCCUGACAUGGCGGUGUGCAGCGGCCAUGAUGUAAGAACACACACACACACACACACGUCUUUCAAAGCUGCGGUGUGAAGAGAAGAACCUUCACAAACUCGUGUCUUUAUUUCAGAUGAGCGUGGAGCUGCGAGGUCGUCUGUCGUCUCCGGGCGAAUACGUCCUGGUCGUGGAAUAUUCCAGCGAAGACGAAUUACCUCAGACUCUGACUGUCGCCGUGAACGCACCGGGAUCCAGAUCACACCAGCGUCACGUCACCCUGCUGCACUGCAAGUACAGGUACAGAGGAAAUCCUCAACUCUGCUGCUGUGAGGAGCUCUUAGUUUGUGUUGACAGUGGCGCCCCCUGUGGCCACAAACGCUCUUAAACGGCGGUCUAAAAUCCGGCGUACAGCUGUGUUUAUGGAGACGAUUGAAAGGGUCUGACAUGUGUGGACUCAGCUGCCUCACAGUUUACCGUGAGUCUCUGCUCUUUAUGAAGUCUGUCAACACCUCUUAAUCACCCUGUGUGUGUGUGUGUGUGUGUGUGUGUGUGUGUGUGUGUGUGUGUGUGUGUGUGUGUGUGUGUGUGUGUGUGUGUGUGUGUGUGUGUGUGUGUGUGUGUUUGCGUAGCUUCCUGUGCCGAGUCGUGGCCAUAGACGACCAGCACAGAGUGGCCGUCUUCUCUCUCCCUGCAGACCCGGAGAUCCAGCUCAUCUCGGACCGAGCCAGCUUCUUCCUGGUGAGGGAACGCCGGGAGUCACGUGAUCAUUUAUAAACGCCGCAGAGAAACGAGUCUGUGAUUCAACGUAAAUCUUCUUCUCUGUCUCCAGCACAAAGUGUACCUGGUCCCUAAAGACCAGUUCAGUAUGGAGUACGUGGAACCCAAAGUCCACUGCAUCAGCACUCACGGACACUUCGCUCCUGACAGGUACGAGAACAGUCGAUGACUUUACAUCCUUAUACAUUCUCUCUCUCUCUCUAAACCAUCAACACGUUCCUCUUCUCUCUCCGUCUGUAGUUCCUCCUGCGUCCCCUCACGCUUCCAGACCCCGUCGGACUCUCUGGUCCUGAAGGAGGGUCAGAGCUCCUCCAUGCAGGAGCCCAUCCUGGCCUCUCCUGCUGCAGCUCCUCUUCUGCCCCUCCACCACCACCAGAGCGACCAGCCGGCCUGGACGGGAGGAGACCGACCUCCACAUGGAGCGGAUAACAGCGACCACGUCAGGCUGGACUCAGUACAGGUGAGGACUCAGGUGGAUUUAAAAAGUUUAAUUCUUGGAUUUUAGUUUUAUUCAGAGGUUUUUCUCUGUCUGUUUGAGUCUUUAUUUAUUCACAAAAGUCUAAAGUCACUCAGUGUUUUGAAGGUUCUGCUUUAAAAUGACAGAAAAGUAAAACUCUCAGACCCACAGCUGUGUUGGGUUAAAUUCGCUCAGAUCAGCUGCACACAGAAACCUGAAGGUGUGACUCUCCAUCAAAAAUCUUUAUUGUGUUUUUUAUGAAGAUGAAACAUGAACCCGCUGUAGGAAGAGACCCGAGCACGCAGAGGUUACAGGUUCGAGGAAACAGAUGUAGAAAAAUAUGAUUUUCUCCACACUCUUCAUCAUCUCUGAGGUUUGGAAACCGUGAGAGAAACGAGACUCGGGGAUUACACAGAGCUCACUUUUCUUUUUUUACCCAGAAUGCAGCAGUGUACUCUACCCGUGUCCACGCUCUGGGACGUUACGUCUUCAUCCUCCACUACCACCAGCCGCACCACCCCACCUAUCCUGUGCAGGUCUACAUCAACGGAGGACGAAUCUGGCAAGGUGAGCGUGACUGAGCUGGUUUAAGAGAACGUAAGACAACGAAAAACAAAAAUAUCAAAAAUAUUCUCAGUGCCCGUGUUAGAAAAGGCAAAAAUAGAAGCAAAACAGAACAUAAAAGUGGAAGCCGAAAAAGUCAAAGCGUUGUCUUUAAAAAAUUUUUUUUUUUUUUUUUUUUGUGUUUCUCCUUUUAUUUUGCAUUUUAUUUAUUUAUCUCAUGAUUAUUUUACGUGUACUGAUGACCCUGCUUUUUAAUUUAUUAUUUAUUUAUUUAUUUUUAUUUUUAUUAUUAUUUUGUUUUUGUUUUCUUCCUUUUUUUUUUCAUUUUAUUAAUUUAUCUCAUGAUUAUUUUUACUUGUACUGAUGACGCUGCUUUUUAAUUAAUUAUUAUUAUUUAUUUAUUUAUUUGUUAUUUUGUUUUUGUUUUUGUUUUCUCCUUUUAUUUUGCAUUUUUUUCAUUCAUGUCAUGAUUAUUUUUACUCUGUAUUGAUGACACCGCUGUUUAUUUAUUUUGUUAUUGUUAUUAUCUAUUUAUAUUUAAUAAAUCUUUUUCUUGUUUUUUCUUCCCUGUAAUUAAAUUUAAUGUUACCCCCCGGGACAAGGGUAGGGGCAAAGGGCUGUGGAUGAAUGGAAGUGUAAUAAAAAUAAAACAAAAUAAAAAAUUGAUCACAAAAAAAAUAAAAAAUAUCAUAAAAAAUAUAAAACUGUAUUUUCUGCUCAUCAGGCCACGCCAACGCCUCGUUCUGUCCUCACGCUUACGGCUGCCGAAACGUGCUGGUCUCUGAGAAUCAGAUCAUUCUGGACGUGACCGACCACGAGGUCUUCAUCACCGUACAGAUCCCUGCUGGGAGGACGCUCUGGCUGGUCAGUUUGUCUUUAACGCUUUCUCUUCCUGAAAUAAUGAUAAUAGGAAGAAAUGAAAAGAAAAUAUAAGAAGGGAAAGAAAAGAAAGAUGGUAAGAAAUGCAACAGUGGUGAAAUUUUAAACCAAAUCAAAGUCAUUCAACUCAAUUUGUAACUCUUAUCCCAAAUCGCUGUUUCCCCCCGAUCCUCUUGCGUUGUGUCUCAUGUGUUUCGUGUCUCUGCAGGAUUACGUUUUGGUCGUUCCCGAGGCGAGCUACAGCUCCAGCUACCUGAAUGAGGAACCUCUGGAUAAAUCUUACGACUUCAUCAGCAACUGUGGACAAAACAGCUUCUACAUCAAGUCAGUAUCUGAGAGGCAGAGGAGUUCACAGUCAAACUCACUCAGAGGAGUUUAUCGCUUAGUUAAUAAACAGAGAGAGAAGUUUUUACAGCUCAAGCUCUGGUCGAUAAAAAACUUACGAUCCACAACGAUGUGACUGAAGUCGCUCUCAUCUUGUUUUUCAGUCCCUCCACCGCCUCUCCGUUCUGCCUCGGCUCUGCUGUGUCUCUGUCCGCCUUCUUCAACAACGGGGCGAUGCCGUGCGCCUGCCACGAGGUCGGAGCCGAGAGCGACACCUGCGAGGCCUUCGGCGGUCAGUGCCGCUGCAGGCCACACGUGAUUGGACGAGACUGCUCCAUGUGCGCGACGGGAUUCUGGGGAUUCCCGAACUGCAGACGUGAGUGUCUGAUGACUGACCUCGUUUUCUUUCACAUUUUAUUUCAUUUCUUUUUGUCUCUUUUUUAAAUAUGAUGAAUUUUGUCGUUUUUAAAAUGAAGUGCGUCUCUCUUCUCGUCUUUCCUCCAGCCUGUAAUUGCGGUGAGAGGUUAUGUGAACCCGUGACAGGCGACUGUAUCUGCCCUCCGAGGACCGUCCGCCCGGAGUGUACCCAGUGUGAGCCGCAGACGUUUGGCUGCCACCCGGUGGUGGGUUGUGAGAUCUGCAACUGCUCUCGUCCCGGAGUCGUCACCCCUGACACGAGCUGCGAUACGACGAGUGGACAGUGCAGGUACGAUUAAAAACUUCAGACGCCUGAAUAUUAUAUCCUGUGUUUGUAAAAGAGUCAAAAUCAGAGGUAGCAUAUCCGACUUUUGCAACAUGAGUCUCCCCCUGCUGGUCAUACAUAAAAAUGCAGGUUUAAGAAAAAACUUCAUACUGUAUUCGUAUACUUUGAAUAUAAUAUUGUGUUUGUAAACGAGUCAAAAUCAGAGGCAGCAUAUCAAACUUUGUGCAACACGAGUCUCCCCCUGCUGGUCAUACAUAAAAAUGCAGGUUUAAGAAAAAACUUCAUAUUGUAUUUGUAGAUGUUUGAAUAUAAUAUUGUGUUUGUAAACAAGUCAAAAUCAGAGGUAGCAUAUCCGACUUCGUGCAACAUGAGUCUCCCCCUGCUGGUCAUAUGUAAAAAUGCAGGUUUAAGAAAAAACUUCAUGCUGCAUUUGUAGACGUUUAAAUAUAAUAUUGUGUUGGUGAAAGGGUCAAAAUCAGUGGUAGCAUAUCAAACUUUGUGCAACACGAGUCUCCCCCUGCUGGUCAAACGUAAAAAUGCAGGUUUAAGAAGUUUCAGAAACAGCUUCACUCCUCAUACCUACAGGCUUCGUCUGUUUUAAACCCACAUUAGCACCACUGUUUGAUUCAUAACCAACUUUUCGGUUCAGCAGGUUCUCUCCUCGAAUGUCAGGCGUGUUUUUUUUUCCUAAAAAGGCAGUUAUUUCUCGCCUGUUUUGUCUCCUGACGUGAUCUUGGCUCCGACUCCCUCCUUGGCUUGAUUAGCUCUCGCUCGGCCCGGCUCUGCGUGCCAACUCUUGUCUGAGUUCAGUCGAAGCAGCAGCAGCAGCAGCAGCAGCAGCAGCAGCCCCCGGUUCCCCUGAAGACUGACAACAACACAACAGCCGUCUGUCCUCGUCUUCAUCUGUCUGCUCGUGUUAUUCCUCCUUUAAUGGUUUCAAUCAUGAUAAUGGAGCUCUUUAGAAAUACUCCCGUCACUGUAAUCAGGCUUUCUGGAGGCUCAAAGGCAGAUUUAUGAUAUUCCCAAUAAGACCUGUGUGUUUUUCCGCCUCUACAUCGAUCUGCAUCGAUCUGAUUGUGAAGUUAGAAGCUGCAGAUUCUCCUCAGAGUCUUUGUCUGGGCGUUUUUACUCGCUUUCAGCCUUUUGUGUCUCAGAUAUCUUAAACCAUUAUCAACUCCCUCAUACACACACACACACACACACACACACACACACACACAAAUCCAAAAGAAUGUGCCAGCUGUGUCCGGGCAGGACGGGGAUGUAAAGCUGAGAGUGUUUCUCUUCCCCACAGGCUCUUAUCUACUUGGCUUCCAGUACCUGGCAUUAACACACACACACACACACACACACACACACACACACACACACACACACACAGUGGCAUGUGCCCUGCAGUCAGUUAACGAGUGAAAAGAUUAACGAUCAAUCAGCGUCUGUUAGAGAUCAUUGUAGGCGUUCAAACUUUAAUCUCCUGCCGACUGAAGCACAUCUUUGAGGUCAAAGGUCAACUUUUCAUGAACGCCAUUUCUUCCAGGUGCAAGAACAACAUCGUCGGACGCCAGUGCGACCGCUGCGCUCCCGGUUUCUAUGGUUACCCCAACUGCAGACCCUGCGACUGCAACGAGGCCGGAACAGAAGAGGAAGUGUGCGACUUCUUCACGGGACAGUGUCUCUGCAAGGUGAGGCGACGCACAAACACACCAACACACAAACGCACAAACACACACCCACACGUAUAUAACCUAUAUAUAUUUGUAACCUGCUGCGUGUCGCCGUCGUCCUCCUGCAGGAGAACGUUCAGGGCUCUCGGUGCGAUCAGUGCAGAGUCGGUACCUUCCACCUGGACCCGACCAACCCGAAAGGCUGCACCAGCUGCUUCUGCUUCGGCGCCACCGACCGCUGUCGCAGCUCUGAGAAGAGACGCUACGAGGUACUGGCAAACUUUACUCCACCGUCACAUGAUAAAGUGGAUGUUUGAAGUCUCCUCGUCCUGAUCUUCUCCUCACACCCGUCCUCUCUCCUGUAGGUCAUGAACAUGGAGGGCUGGGUCCUCCUGGGAGCAGACAGACAGGAGGUACCGGUCACCGUGUAUCCCGGUCAGGACCUGGUCGAGGCCGACCUCAGCGAUGUCCCGGACGUCUACCAGGACCUGCACUGGCACGCUCCGAAGACCUACCUGGGAGACAAGGUCAGGACAGAUGGUGGUUCACUCUAAUAGAUCUGAACACAGAGUUUUUUUUCUUCUUUCUGCUCCGACUGGUGUUCAGUUUCGAUGUUUCCGUAACACUUCGGCCUCUUCAGUGACAAUAAAAACAUGUCAGAGCUGACCUGACAAACGCAGCUCCUCUGAAUCCUGUUAAAACAGCUGCUGUUUCUCAGGAAAAACCUGGUAUCUGUCCCUGCAAAGAAGUGUCUCUUUUUCAUGCCAAGAUGUUGCUUCAUCUUUUAAAUAAAUUGCAAACACCACAUCGAUUAGAUUAAACAAAGUUUGGAUCGGUCAAACGCUUUGGUGAAUCAUAAUUUCCAGUCCGGUCUCCAACAAAAACCUCCCUGAACUUUUCAGAAUCAGAGGAAAGACAAGAUUUUAAACUCUGGAGAAAAUGUACGAUCUUUGUUUGAGUUUACGGCAUGACGUUUUCAAUCUCAUAAAACAACAACUGGAUUAAUGACGAGGUUUAAAGGGAUAUUCCAGCGCAGGAUAGCAACACAGAGAGCCACGCCCCCAACCAAAACGCCACUCUAUAGCCACAAAUAAUGCUCAGAACAGCACCUAACUUCAUCAACAGGACAUAUAGGGUCACAGACAUAGUACUAGACACCAAACAUCUUUGUAACUUUGACUCAUUUCUUUAGCAAAGAGACUAAACACAACUCACCUACUCUCUUCCAGCAGCCACUUGUUUGUCCAUUAUGGACUACAGCGGGGUGACGCAGCUCAAGGAAGAACAUUUAUGAUCAUUUCUUUAUCAUUUCCUUGAAGUAAUAAUCACCGUAUUAAUCAUUUUACAGACGCGGUAGUUCUUCUGUCUUAGCGUCUCGGUCUGAUUGUAUUUCCAUGAAGAAAUGAUCAUAAAUGUUCUUCCUUGAGCUGCGGCACCCCCGCUGUAGUCUGUGGUAACUUUUGGGUUUUAAAGUUGUUGAAAUCUGGAUUUAAAGUCCACCUACAGAUGAAGUCAGACUGUCUGUUUCUUCAUUUAGGAGCUCAGAGUCUGUGUGAGGAGGUCGAACAGACGAGUCCUCAAAGUCUGACGAUUUCUCAGUCCUACUUUGUGAUGUCUGAUGAUCUGCUCUGCUAAAGACUCAGCCUUCCUGCAGCAAAGAUUCACAGAAAGUGACACAAAGAGGACAGGAUGAAAUCAGAGAAGAAACUCGCUCAAAGAUCGAUGUUUAAGGGGACCAAAAUCAGAGCUAACCAACAGUUCAAACCAACAGGAGCUUUAAAAAGGUCAAAAAAAGAAGCCUGAGCGAGGAGUCGAUGUUUAUAUCCGACUCUUUUCCUUCUCUCUGGUCUUUCCAAAUCCAACAAAGCUUCUUCAGACGCUCCCUCAUAAACACGUGCGUUCUUAAAUUUCACACAACAGACAGACAGAAGUAUCGCAGAUCUUUAUCCCGCGGCUCAGACGAGGUGUUCAGAUAUAAAUCAGUGUUUGGUCUGGGCGUUUGAUUCCACAGCUUUCAUGUGUGAGUCACGCUGAUGUUUCGUUGUGUAACGCUCCACAGAGCAGCUUCACAUGUCAGCGCUGCACAAACAAACCCGCGUGUUUCUCCUCCGAUAUGAAGAUUUAAUCCUCAACCUGAACGUGAUCCGCCGUUAUCGGGAUUAGACAAAGUCUCUAUUGUGAUUUUCAUGUCACACCUAAAGCUUUAAAUCAACAAAAUUAGAUUAAAUUCAUUUCUGUUCAAGUCUUUUUAUUAUUUUAACGGCUAUUUUGUUGUUUGCUGAUCUCCUCUAACUCCCAUGUUUCCCUGUUUCCCCAGGUGUCGUCGUACGGCGGUUAUCUGAGGUACCGCCUCCACACUCAGACCAUGAGAGGAGACGUGUUGUCUCUGCCUGCAGAGGCCUCCAGACCGGAUAUCAUCCUCAAGGUACGAACGCCACGGUUAGAGAAAUCAACGUAACCUGGUGAAUUUGUCGACUUUUAACGUAUCAUAACUUUUUAAUCGUCCGUCUCCAGGGUAACCAGAUGACGCUGGUGUUCAUGGAGAGAGAGUACUCCUCACCUGAAGAGCCUCACCUGGGAAUAGUCCACAUGGUCGAGGUGAGCCGACCUUUAAAUCCCUCGUGGUUAAGUUUCAGAUUCUUCGUGACGCAGACCGCCUGCAGCACGUCGAAAUAAAGCCGCCGUCACGAUUUAAAACCACCCGAGGGAAAUGUUGUUUUCAUUCCUGAAGUUGUGAUUAAAAGUUAAAACAAACACAAAAGCUUUAAAAAACUGGGUUAAACUCCGCCCUCCCUCGCCUUCUGUCCUCAGGGGAGUUUCCGCCACGCUCAGACGGGUAACUCCGUGUCCCGUGAGGAGCUGAUGAUGGUUCUGGUCGGUCUGGAGUCCCUGCAGAUCCGAGCCCUUCACUCCCAGUCCGCUCACUCCGUGUCGCUCCGCGGCGCCGUGCUGGAGGGCGCGGAGAACCUGCCGACCGGUCGCCAUGCCAACAACGUGGAGAUCUGCAUGUGUCCCGCCAACUACCUGGGCGACUCGUGCCAGGUGAGAGGGUCAUCCUGUGAACUGAAAUGUCCGAUCAGAGUGAGAGAUGACGUUUUUAAUCGUGUUUGUUUUACUUCCUGUCUGCAGAAAUGCGCUCCAGGUUACUAUAGAGACACCAUCGGCCUGUUUCUGGGUAAAUGCGUCCCCUGUAACUGUCACGGACACUCUGACCGCUGUCUGGACGGCUCAGGGAUCUGUGUGGUGAGACGUCUCUUCAGUUUAAACUCUCAUCCUCCUCUUCAGAUCCUCCUCCUCUUUAUAAAAGAGUCUUUUUCUCUCUCUCUCUGUUUCCUCAGGACUGUCAACACAACACGGCCGGCGAUCACUGUGAGAAAUGUCAGGGCGGUUUCCUCGGUAACAACACUCUUGACGGACAGGCCGUGUCGUGCUCCAGUUGUCCCUGCCCUCUGAGGACCCCCUCCAACAAGUCAGUACACUUUACCCCGAAUCUCCACCUUCAUCCUGAUCGUCUACGAAAAGGUCGUAUCAGCUGAUCAAGUUAACAUGUCAGAGUUUUUUUUCUGGACGCCGGAGCAUGGCGGAUAAAUUCAGCGCAGAUGAACCCGUGCUGGAGAGGAAGUCGAGCACAGACACAAAAUAAAACAUCCGGCUGUGAAACGUCAUCGUCUGUCGGGUUAGAGUUAGGAGGGUCAGAAGUGCGAUAAUGUUCUGUUUAAUGAACAGAGCGGACAGCCCACAUUUGGCUUGAGUGUGUGAUGACGUUUCCAGCUUUUCUAGCCAAUCAGAGGCGGAAGAGGCGGGACUUUCCCCUACCGUCCUAAAAUGAAAAUAUCGCAUUCGGUAGGAAUUGGCAGACGGCAAAAAUCGCUGCCAUUCCGGAUGCAGUGGAAAUCCACGUUUACUCUCUUAUUUGUCUCACUCUACUUCCUCAGUGUUAGCUCUAAUAUUGUGUCGUGUUGUGUUGUGUUGUGUGUAGUUUUGCAGAAGGUUGUGUGCAGAAAACAGACCGUAUGCAGUGUCUGUGUAUGCCGGGUUACGCUGGACCGCACUGUGAAAGGUAAAACCAACUUCAUUCUCUCGACACUGUGAUGAAAUAAAAGUCUUCGCUCUUCGACCUGCUGCAGGGAAAAUACAUCAUUACGUUUUUCGCUCUUAUCGCAGGUGCGCCCCCGGUUACUACGGCAACCCCAUGGUCCUCGGCAGCAGGUGCCAGCUGUGUCAGUGCAACGGCAACACGGACCCCAACAUGCUGUUCACCGACUGUCACCCGCUGACCGGAGAGUGUCUGAGCUGCAUGCACGACACGGCCGGGCCCCACUGCGACAUCUGCGCCCCCGGUUACUACGGCGACGCGGUGCACGCCAAAAACUGCACCAGUGAGUCUCGAACACGCUCACGUCACCCUGGAUCUGGUUUCUCUUUUUCUGCUCGCCGUGUUAGAAAAUGAUCGAUUAACGAUGAUUUGUUCUGAAUCCAGGAUGCAGCUGUUCGCCGUGUGGCACCGAGUCAUGUGACCCUCACAGCGGACAGUGUCGCUGUAAACCAGGAGUGACCGGACCGCUCUGCGACCGCUGUGUGGUCAGUCUGUCUCUGUCUUUUUAAUCAACAAUAUUCACGUUAUUUAAGUUAAUAAUGUUCAAAUAAAAAAAACCUUUAUUUUCCUCAGGACGGCUGGUUCGGCUUCGACUCGUGCGCCGGCUGCCGUCAGUGCGACUGCGAGGCCUCGGCGGCUCUCGUGCAGCCGUGUGACCCUCAGAACGGUCAGUGCGCCUGUCAGCCCGGGGUCAACGGGCCGAGCUGCAAACAGUGCGCGCCCGGACACUGGGACUACGGACCCCACGGGUGCAAGAGUGAGUGAACGCGAAACGAACAACAUGACGUGAAACGAUUCCUCUGAUGAGUUACUGUGAUUUUUGUCAGCGUCGGUGUCGUCCACUACUUCCUGUCUUCCUGUUCUUACAUAUUAACCCCGGAUCAGGACUGUGAAAACACUCAGAGUGGGCUGCAGUAACAGAACCUGAUUGAUCCGCGAUCAUGUGUGAUUACAAUCUAACAAAAUUAGACGUGAAAUGAAAAUAUUGAGUUUAAGAUUCAGCAAAACACUCGAAUCUAACCUUGUUUUUUGUUUUAUCUCGAGUCAAAAUGUUUCAUUGAACUUUAUUUUAGCCUCAGUUACCUGUUACCUGUCCGGGUAAAUGUUUUAUUUUAAGAUAUUAUAUGCCAAAAACUUUAAAAUAAAGCUGCUAAAGGAGUAAGAAAUAAAAACAUACUCGUCAACUUCCUCAAAGAAAGACUUUUUUGUAUUUGAAGAAACCUAAAAAAGUCAUUUUUUUCUAAUUUAGUGGCAAUUUUAGUCCUUUAAAUCAAUCCAGAUGUUUUUUACAUUAAUAUCUUUAAAAAAUACACAAAUGAAGCACAGAGGACACUUUUUUAUUUUAAUUUAACCAGAUGAUAACUCGUGAAGAUCUCUUUUUCAAGGGUGACCUGUCCAAGAGGUCAGCAGCACUCGUCUGAAUAAAAAUUACAAGAUUAAGAGAAAAAAGGGCAGUUAGUUCGAGCUCAAUCCAGAAUAAUUCACCUAAAAUACAAAGAUAACGAAUAAAAAGGCGAAUUUUAAUCCAUUUUAAAGUUGAUUCUAAAGUUUUUCCUUACAGUGAGACAUGUUUAGUAAGAAAACAAGGUUUAAAUUUAUUUUUCUCAAGUUUUUUUUUUAAUUUGGUGCCUCAUGAUUGAUAUUAAACUCCAUUUUUAUCUGUUUAAAAUAUUAAUGAGUAUUGAUGCACCCCAGCCUGACUAUAAUAGGAGUUACUGCAGAAGUCAAACCAGUGAGACGCAGUCAGAACAAGAAGUUAAGUUACUGAAACAGUGGACUUUAUUUCAGGUGAUGUUCUCAUCUUCUCAAUCGGAUCAAAUUCCCCCUCGCUGUGUUUUAAUAAUAAUAAUAAUAAUAAUACAUUUUAUUUAAAAGCGCCUUUCUGAGCACCCAAGGACACUUUACAGGGCAUUUCCUGAGGUCCGGGGGGAGAGAGUUCCAGAGUUUGGGAGCAGAGCGACUGAAAGCCCUGCUCCCCAUGGUACUGAGUCGGGCAGAGGGGACAGAGAGGUGGAGGGAGGAGGAGGAUCUGAGGGAGCGUGAGGGGGUGGCGAUGUGGAGGAGAUCGGAGAGGUAGGGGGGGGCAAGGUUAUGAAUGGCCUUGAAAGUGUACAGGAGGAUUUUGUAGUUGAUUCUGAACUUGAUGGGGAGCCAGUGAAGCUGCUGAAGGACAGGGGUGAUGUGGUGAAAAGAGGGAGUUCUGGUGAUAAUGCGGGCUGCAGAGUUUUGGACAAGUUGAAGUUUAUGGAGGGAUUUGUGAGGGACACCGAAGAGGAGUGAGUUACAGUGAGUUUUCUUCCCCCAGAGUGCGAGUGUAACGGAGGACACUGCGACCCGCGCACAGGAGAGUGUCGCUGUCCUGACGGGAUGACGGGGAAACAGUGCGACUCCUGCUCUCAGAAAUACAGCGUUCCUAAAGAGCGACCGCACGGCAUGCACUGUGAAGGUCAGGCGGACGCACGAACUCCGACACGGUGGUGGGAUUUUUUUAAAGACUCAGAUCAAGAAUUAAACUAACGAUGGGUUUGUCUGCAGUGUGCGACAGCUGCGUCAUCGUCCUCCUGGAGGAUCUGGACAAGCUGGAGGAAGACUUCCGCACCGUCACCGGUCAGCUGACCAACCUGAACGCCAGCUCCAUGGCCUGGGCGCAGCUCAACAGCGUCAACAAGUCCAUGGAUGACGUCGCCGUGAGUGCUCGCACACAAAAACACAAAAACACGAACAGACACUUUAUGAAUGUGACCGUUUCAUUAACCAACGUCAUCAUGACUGCAGCGCGCCAUACAGGACUACAACAGCACUCUGGACGAGAGCAGGAACCGCGCCGACAUGCUGGAGGCGGAAAUCGUGAAUAUCAACGACGAUAUCAACGAACUCCAGGAUAAGGUCGGAUCACGCUCCAAACAUCGAUGUUCUGGUCGUUUGUGUUUAUUUCAGCGAGUUAAAACCAUUGUUCCGUUUCUUCUCAGGUCGCAGUGAUGACCGACAGAGUUGGUGACGUGAAGGACAGUACCACAAACACACACCAGAGGGCGCAAGACCUGCUGUCCUUCAUCAACAACAUGACCCUGGAGAUAAACAGUAAGGCGGCGGAAGUCGGUCGCUGCUCGCAAACUUCGACAAAGGUGCGAUCGUGUCUGAUUCGUAACUUUAUCGGCGCCACUUUCCGCAGAUCUCAUACUGAUGGCGAACCGCUCGUCCACGAACAACACGGAGGCGGAGCUGGAGGACGAAGAGAGGGAGAGGAAGAUGAGGGAGGUGGACGCCAUGCUGAGAGAGAUGAGGUACAGGAGCUGCGUGGGACAGAAGAAGGUGGCGGACAAAGAGAGGGCGGAGGCGGAGAAGUGUAAGUCGAUGAUUUACUUCCUGUUCUUGUAUCUUGAGUCAAAGUGUGUCCGGUUUACGACGGUCUGUGUUUUUUCUGCAGUGUUGGAUCGAGUCAACAAGGAGAUGGCGAACCGUCAGGGAGAAAACGUGGAUCUGGCCAAAGCCAUCAAAGACCGCCUCAACCGUUUCCACUCCGAGAUGAUGGACCUGCGAGACGCCCUGAACGAAGCCGUGAACAACACCGCCAGAGCGGCGGAGAUCAACAACGCCAACGAGAAAACUCUGGAGGACAACAAGGUGAGCGUGGAGAACAGGGAGGGAGUUUUAAGAGGACGGAUAUCCGCCGCCGUGAGUCUGACGUUUUCUUUUUCUGUCAAACACAGAAGAGGAUCGAAGACCUGAUGUCCAAGCAGAAGGAGGUGAACGACCAGUUAAACAUGGCGGAAGACGACGUGGCGCAGGUCAACGAUAUGCUGUCCAUGCUGCACGACUCCAAAGAGGUUAGAUCGAACAGAAAAGACGUCAACUCUGCGAAGAUCGAAGUUUUAUACGUCUAGAAAUCUGAUAUCGAAUUAAACUUUCAGGAGUACGAGCGUCUGGCGGCUCAGCUGGACGGCGCCAGGGUACCGCUCGCCAAGAAAGUCCAGGACUUCGCCUGGACCGACUCCAAAAUCCCCCUGGUGGAGAGGGCGGAGAAACACGCAGAGAUGCUCAACACCUUAGCCAUGAACCUGUCCAGGUAAACCACCAGUUACCCACAAUCCUUUGAGCAUCUGAGAGAUCCAGGAGGAGCUUUAAAAAAAAUCGUGUUUUUGCAGUUUGAUCGAGGAGGCCAAGAGAGAGGGAUUCGCAGACGUGACGCAAUCCUACAACAAGAUCAUCAACAGCAUCAAAGAGGCCGAGGAGAACGCCAAGAUGGCCGACAAGGCUGCGAACGACACUCUGGAGGUAAGAGACGCACACAGACGCAGAUUUUUGUACGAAACGUGCAGAACCGACCCUGACUGAAGCGGUUGUCUGUUUGUGCAUCUUCAGAACAUUAAGGACCAGGAUCUGAGUCAGACCGCCGACUCUCUGAAGAACCACAGUAUCGAGCUGAAGGACGAGGUGGAGAAGCUGAACGACGAUCUAAACAACGGUAACCUCGAGUUUUCACUCCGGUCCUGAAGGUUUGAGUUUGAUCUCCAGUUUGGAUCUUCUGAGCUUUGUGGUUUUUGUGCCGCACAGAUCUGAAGCCUCAGCUGGAGGACGCCAAGAAGCGACUGGAGGACGCCAAAACCAAACAGGCUGAUGUGAUGAAGGACCUGGAGAUGGUCCAGAACAACCUCAACUUCACCGCAAGUACGUACAGUGAACAAGCGAAACUCCACGCCGUAUGAUCGAGAGAACGAGAACGACAAACGGUGAAAAUGUGAUUUCUCUCGUUCUCUCUGUGACGAUCAGAUGUGAGUCAGGAAAUCGCCGACGCCAAAGAAGCUGCAGAACUCGCAAACAACACGGCGACGCAAGUCAACGAUGCUCUGCGCCCCAUCAAAGAGCAGCUGGACAAAUGGACGCAGACCUAUGGAGACGCCAACGCCACCAACGAUGACAUCAACAACGCCCUGAUGGAGGCCAACAAGACCGGUAGAAGUUUGAUUUUAACAGACAGUUAAACGUUUUUACUUCACCGACUGUUCCUCCUGACCUUCGCUGUUCUUCCUGUUCAGUUCAAGCUCUUGGCGAGACGAUCCCCAUGCUCAUGAAGAAGCUGGACAAACUGCAGAAUCACUCCGCCCAGAUGCCGAACAUCUCCGAGAACAUCGACCGCAUCCGACAGCUCAUCCAGCAGGCCCGCAACGCCGCCAGCAAGGUAAACGCCUGACAGAGGCGACAUCCGCCUGUAAGAGAUAUUUCUGGACGACCUCUGACGUGUUCGUUCUCCUCUCUCCUUCACUCAGGUGGGCGUACCCGUGAAGUUUAACGGGAGGAGCGGCGUCCAGGUCCGUACUCCUCGUAACUUGGCAGAUCUGGCCUCCUACACCAACCUGAAGUUCUACAUCACUCUGCCUGAAGCGGCACGAGGCAAACGGCAGAACGACGUCAACAAGCAGUUUGUCUUCUACCUCGGCAACAAGGAUGUACGUUUGUUUUACGGACGAAUACGUUGAUUUUGAGGCGCGUCACACUCCCGUCACACAGUGUAAAUAUCUGUCUUUGUGGGUUUUGUAGUCCAGUAAGGAGUUCCUGGGCAUGGCGUUGGUGGGAAAGAGGCUUCGCUGGUUCUUCAACAUCGGAGGAGACACAGCCGAGGUGAUGAUGAACGAAGACGUCAAGUCGGAUGGAAAAUUCAACAGCGUGGUGCUGGAGCGGUAUGUCGAACACUGACGAAUGUUUAUUUCUUUAUUUGAUCGGAACAUUUUUUUUCCUUCACUUUGAUCAAACGCGUUUGUAAAAUCAGGACUCUCUUUAAAAGGAGAUUUAGUUCCUGAUGGGAAAGUUUCAGGUGAAGAUAGAUAGAUGGAUAAAUAGAUAUACUUUAGAUAAAGUAAAGAUAAAGUAAAGAAAAGGUUAAAAAGAGUAAAAAUUUAGAAGUUGAAGAUUUUGCAGAAGAGCCAAAAUAUCUUCUGCAGAGAGCAGUGCAAGUGUGUUUUUGUUUUAUUCAAGAUAAACUUUUUAAUUUAGUCCAGCAACAUGUAGAAAGUCCUGAGUUACCUUUUCCAAAGUGCACUUAUGUUUAGGGGAGGAUUUUGUUGUUUUGAAGAAGGAUACUGUACCGUCUCUAAAAGUCCUGAUACUCAUGUAAAUGUGAAAGUGAUGAACAAAACAAUGAAGUAUUAGAUUUUCAGCUAAACCAAAACAAAAGUUCAGUUUCAUUUGGGUAAAAGUAGCUGACUGCUCACCGAACAACCAAAACUACGACUUUAUCAUCUCUUAAUUCUCAUAACAGGAUGUUUUUAUUUUACUAACAUAAUAACUUCAACUUCAACAACAACCUUAUUCUCAUAUCAGUAUUAUUUAAAUCUCAUAACAACUUGAUUCUCAUAACAAAUUCAGUUAAAUCUCAUAGGUCUUUAUUCUCAUUAUAACAGUAUCAUUAAAUCUCGUUACAACUUAAUUCCCAUUAAAAUAUCAUUUAAAUCUCAUGACAACUUUAUUCUCAUAUUAGUAUAAUCUAAAUCUCACAACUGAAUUCUCAUGACAAUAUAAUUUUAAUCUGAUUAUAGUUUUAUUCCCUUAACAAUAUCAUUUAAAUCUCAUAACAACUUUAUUCUCCGACUUUUUUGACUUAGUAUUUUGAGUCUGCUGAGACUUUAAAGUAACAGUGUUAUAGAUUUUAUAAAUCUCAUCAUAACUUUAUCCACAUAACAAUAUCAUUUAAAAUUUAUAAUAACUUAAUUCUCGUAAAAACAUUAUUUAAGUCUCAUAACAAUAAAUUUCUCAUAUCAGUAUAAUUAAAAUCUCAUAACAACCUAAUUCUCAUAACAAUGUCAUUUAAACUUCAUAAUAACGUAAUUCUCAUAAAAAUAUUAUUUAAAUCUCAUUAUAGUUUAAAUCCCAUAACAGUAUCAUUUAAUCUCGUUACAACUUAAUUACCAUAAAAAUAUAUAUUUUAAAUCUCAUAAUAACUUUAUUCUCGUUACAAUAUAAUUUAGACCUCAUAAUGACUUAAUUCUCAUAUCAGUAUAAUUUAAAUCUCAUGAAAAUUUAAUUCUCUUUAACUUUAGACUGUCAACUUAUUAUAAAAGAUCUUUUUUUUUGGCCCUAGUAUGAAGUUAUAAAUCACAGGACUGUCAUAGGAUAAUGUUAAGUCUUCACAUCUUUAUCUGUUUAUGUAUUCAGUGUUUUUGUCUCAUGUUUUCUUCCCUCUUGGUCUGAACGCAGGAUCCUGCAGUACGGUCAGAUGUCCAUGUCUUCAGAGGCGUCUGAGGGCGAUCAGAGAGUCACCAAAGCUUACGUGGAGGCCGUCGGAGAUCAGGGUCUGCUCAACCUCCUGACCGACGACACGGUCUUCUACGUGGGAGGAUACCCGAGUACAUUCAAAGUUAGUACAGGCAGGGGGCGCCGUGUGUCUGUGGAGGGGGUUAUCGAAGUCAAACUGCUCCAUUAUAUGUUCAUUUAAUUUGUCCUCGAUUCUCACGAAUAAAAAAGCAGCUGAUUCCUGAUUUCAAAUCCAGCUCCUAAAGUCGGUCUUUUCUUUACGACAGCCGCCCGCCGCCCUCGCUCUGCCGCACUUUAAAGGCUGCAUCGAACUCGACACGCUGAACGAGGAGGUGCUGAGUCUGUACAACUUUGAGAAGACUUUCCAGCUCAACACCACGGAGGAGAAACCGUGCGGCAGGUCGGUUCACACGCCGUCAAACUCAUCCACGAGUGACGUUUUCUCUAAACUCAUCAAACACUUGAACUCGCUCUCUCGUUUAAUAUCUCUUUGUGGUUUUUACAACGCCACAGGUCCAAGCCCGCGCUGACUCAGGCCUGGGUGAACGACGCGGCGUAUUUCGACGGCACCGGCUUCGCUGAGAUUAAGUUCACGGAUGAAUCGACUCGGAUGCAGCGCUUCGAACAGGAAGUGAAGCUGCUGUCGCACAACGGAAUUCUGCUGCUGCUGCAAAAUGGGGUAAGAAUUUACACUCAUUUACAUUUACACAGACAGGGAUCACCGUAAUUACCCAAAUAUAUGAGCACAAAUCCUGUUUUUACACAUUUUGAAAACCUUAAUUUGUGCUUUUAUUUUGAAACAGCCAUCACCACUCAUCUUUUUUUGUGUUUCUUGGAGCCUGACCCACAAAUGUUCAUGUUUCUUUGAGUUAAAAACUUCUCCAUGUCGUCCUCCGUCAUCAGGCGCAGUUCCUGUGUCUGGCGGUGCUUCAGGGCAGGCUGAGGGUCUUCUACGAUUUCACCGGGAAGCUGAUGGAGCUCGAGCCCAAAGAGCCCUCGUCAGAUUUCCUGAAGAUCAGCGACGCCGAUUCCAAAGCUGUAAAUCAUUAUUUUACUUUUCAUUCGUACUUUAAACCUUUUCCUUUGAGUCUCAAAAUCGCAUUCGAUGAAACAGAGGUUGUUAUGGACUCAUGGUUUGUUGUUUCCGCUCGUCUAGUUGGAGAUUAUUAUCCUGCGGUCGAGCCAGAAGCGUGUGGUGGUGAGAAACAACCGCCUCAGCCUCUACACCCACCAGUUCACAGAGGACAUCCCGGCUUUCAGCGGCGUUUACUACCUCGGAGGAGUCCCAGAGAACAAGAUGCCAGAGAAGUGAGUAGAUAUCAGGAUCUCCAUCGCUGUCAAACUGUUUUCAGGUCUUUGCACUUCAUUUAUGACCCCUGUCUCCAUCUGUCUCCAUCUGUCUCCAUCUGUCUCCAUCUGUCUCCGUCUCUUCUCAGGCUGAAGUCCCUGUUUUCGAAGCAGGGCUCUCUGAAGGGUUGUUUCAGGAACGUGAAGGCUCAGAACUCUCACAUCGAUCUGAAGAGGAUGGUGAACUCUGGAGUCAGCUUCGGCUGUGACAGCGACCUCCUGGUGAAGAUAACUCUUUACUCAUCCGUUUGAGAUUAGUUUAAUAAAAACUGAAUCAGAGUUUAAUGAAACGUUAAUUUGGAAUCAGAAAAAAUAGAUUAAUGUGCAGAAACACACUGAGGAAGUCAGGACUAGUUUAACUUAGACUGGGUGAUUCUAGCCGAUAGAUAAAUCGUCUGCAUGGAGCCGAAUCUCGACUUUCUUCAUAAACGAGCCAGUGUUUCUUUUUUUAAUAAUCUUAUCAGACUUUUGUGCGAUUAUUUAAGAGGAUAAAACAGCAGAUAGAGAGUCUGAAAAGGAGACCAGAAAGAAAUAAUGUCUGUCUGUAAAUUUAACUCCUUUCAGUCGCGUUUAAGUUUCUGUAAUUCCUGUGAAAUUAAAUCAAAUCCACUCACCUGUGAUGAUUCGACACGUCUUGACCUGCUGUGCCUUCGUCAUGCAGGUCGCUCGUGAGGGUUACUUCUCGGGUCAGAGCUACCUGGACUUCGCUCUGACCAACAUCCCCACCCUCAGGAACAACUUCUACGCCAGCUUCAGCUUCAGGACGGAGCAGAAGGAGGGACUCAUGUUCUACCAUCAGGAUCAGGUGAGGAAGAAAAACCUCCUCAGCUGCUGUUGAACAUCUACGCCUCGUGGUCUUCACACUGAGACAUUUAUGGUCUUUUUUUGUGCAGGACGGAGUGUGUCAGGUGUUUUUACACGAGGGGCACGUCCUCGUGAGAGCGGGGAACAGUGAGAUUAAGACGCACAAGACGUACAACGAUGACAACAGCCACUAUGUUUCCAUCUACAACAACGUAAACGGGUAGGAAACGCCAAACUUUAGGAUCUGUAAAUCCUCACGUUAAGCUUCACAUGACUUUUAUGACAUGAAAACUCGAUCUCAACCUCAAACUGUUCAUCAGGAUGCGUCUUUACAUUGACGACGUGUUGGAGAAAAAUAAGGAGGGACUCCGGAUAGACAGCCGUGGUCGAGGCGUGGCGACCUCAGCGGGGGGAACCUUCCUGGGAGGAAUGCCGAACCACGGCCUCACCAAUCUCACCGGGUGCAUCAGCAACGUUUUCAUCAAGAGGUGAAAAAAACCUGUCACAUUUCCACUCCUUCUGCGUCUCAGUGAUCCAACUCUUCUUCACACAAACAUUAAACAUGUAGGGAGUUGAUAUUUGACGGGUUUUAAAGUGUUUCAUCCUGGUUUUCAGAGAAACGAGUCCUCAGAUGGUUUUGAACCUCAUGAAGGCGAAAGAAAACGUCAACGUUCCCAUGGACUGUCCCGCUGCUAAAACACCCCAGCAGAUUGUAGCUGCUCAGCCUAAACACAGCAACAAACCCAAGGUACACAAACACACACACACACACACACACACACACAAACACAAACACACACUGUCAUUUUACUUUCCAACAAAACAGAAAUCAAACUGAAAACAGAAACAGAAAUCUCGACGAUCAUCAAGUCCGUGUUUUCUCUCUCUCAGGGGAAGCACAAGAAGCCGGCGGGGUCUCGCAGUCGGAACACCAGGGACUCGUGUCAGGGGGGGCCGUUGGAUCAGGAGGCCGGGGCCACGCACUUCAGCGGCUCCACAUACAGCUUCCAGAAAUACGACUUCGUGCCCGGCUCCCUCAGCUCUCUGUGAGCGUCGACACAAACGUACAAACAUGAACAUCCUCCCUCAAAAGUGUUUUUUUUUAACGUCUCUGUGCGUCUCCGCUCUCCGCCCUGCAGGCCUCACAUCUCCAUGUCCGUGAGGAUCAACUCCUCCGACGGUUUGGUGCUCUACGCGCCGAACGGGCAGCGCGGCGGGGCUGUGAUGUCACUCAGCGUGUCAGAGGGUCACCUGCUGCUUCUGUUGGACGGAGGGAAGAGGAAGGUCAGCCUGCGCAGCCGCAAGAAGUACAACGACGACCAGUGGCACACGGUGAGGUCACAUGACAAGACUAACCAGUGAUCAAGUCAGCUCUGUCUCUAUCUUUACAAAACUUCAAAACGUCUUGGUGAGCCCCGUGUGGACGCUCGAAGAACUGCAGUUUGUUGAACUUUAUCGAUGUCUUUAUCAUCAAAGUCAGCAGGCUGCUGCUUCAAGCUUUUCUACCUUCAUUUAAUCUCCUCUAGUUUUUAAAAAAUGCAGCUUUGUUGCACAAAUUCUGCAAAAUUCUGAAUAUUUAAGAUUGAACUAACGAGCAAACGGUUUUCAAGAUUAGAGAGAAAGUUCGUGCGGGAUAAAGCGGCUUCUGUGAAUGUUUGGAAAAACGUUAUCGAAGCAUUUUAGAUUUUAGAAAAUCACAUUUUUCUGAGCUGUGCUUCGUACUUUUGUUAAGUUUUUAUUUUGGGGCUUCUUUCCCCUAAUUUAGAGCGAACCAGACCGUGAGUGAACUGCACUCAGAGAUGAAGUUGUUUUGUGACUGAGACAGCUGAUGUCAGUCUUAUUUAACUCCAUAUCUAACCCUCUGUUUUUCUAGGUGUUCAUAAAGCGUGAGGGGGAGAAGAUCAGCCUGAUCGUGGACGGCAUCAGCGCUCAGUCCAAGAGGAUCCCCGGAGGAGAGAAGACUCGUCUUACCGGACCUCUUUAUAUCGGAGGAGUGCCGCCAUCGCUGACGGUAAAAAAACAUCCAGAAAAGACGAACGCGUCUUUAAAUCACAGAUCUGUAAAAUGAGGCGUCUAAAAUUGAUUUCUGACAUGAAAAUCAAUAAAUCAGGUUUUUGUUUGGGUCUUCAGGCUCCUGCUGGUUUCGUCGGUUGUGUCAAAGACCUGACGCUGAAUGAAGCCCCUGCAGGAAACCCCGCUGACAGUCAGGGGACGGUCCCCUGCUUCCUCAGCCCUCUGCAGCCCGGAGCGUACUUCUCUGGACAGGGAGGUCACAUGACUAUAGGUACAUCCAUCACUCUUCUCCUUCUUCUUCUUCUCCUUCUUCUUCUGUGUUUUUGUUCCUCCUCUCUUUACGUCCAGCCUUGUCCUGACUCUCUCCUCCUCCUCCCUGCAGAUGAGUCUUUGGCUCUGGGUCGGGAUCUGGAAAUCCAGCUGGAGGUUCGGCCCCUCUCGGACUCCGGGCUGCUGUUGCAUGCUGGGAUUUCACCUGAGCAGCAUCUGAGUUUGGUUCUCAAUCAGGGAGAGGUGAGCGCUCGCACUAAACCGCAGAUACUUUCAUCAGAUGGUAACAGAAAGAAGCCGAAUCGAUGAUAAACCGUUUGUUUUUGUGUUCAGGUGACAGUUUCAGUGAACGCCGGUAAAGGUGGAUUCUCGACCUCCUUCACACCUGAAGAAACUCUCUGUAACGGACGCUGGCACACCAUCACAGGUGGGUUAAAAGACGACUAACUGGACUGGACUACUGUAAAUCCUCAGAUGAUAAAAACUGAGUCGACUCGUUCAUCUAAUUUAACAUCAUUGUCAACUUUUACACCAAGAUUUAAAACUGUGGCUUUAAAAUAAUGAGGUAACGGAGAGUCCGGCUCCUUUGUGUCCCUUACAUCUAGAUAAUGUUGUUUGUGUCGUUUUGUCUGCAGUCGUGAAGAAGAAUAACGUCCUGCAGCUCCACGUCGAUGCAGCCAGCGAGCACAGCGUCGGCCCCAAACAGAGCCGCUCCUCAGGGGUCAAAGACGCCGUUUACCUCGGAGGAGUGCCGGGUGAGAACACACCUUCACUUUACUCUGCGUCCUGUCAGAGUCUUCUGUGGUUGCAUUAUUGCAUGAUGAGCAAACGUGGAUUAAAUACAAUAUAUCACAUAUUCAGGGAUGUGAUUGGCUAAAGACACGUUUGAACUUUCCUGCUUUAUUUUUUGAUGUUUAUUUACUUCUUUUUUUCUCUUAUUUUGGAUUUUAAACUCUUAAUGUGCAAAAACAGCAAACGCAGCUUAACCAUCAGCUCUGUAACCUUCGAUGAUGUUGUUUCCUUCUCUCUCCACCAGAUGGCGUCACAGUUCCAGGUCUACCUGCCACCCUGCCCGCCUUCCACGGCUGCAUCCGCAUAGCGAGCAUCAACCACAGACCUGCCAUGUUGUCCAAACCGCUGUCUGUGAGCGGGGCGGUGGGAACGCAGGGCUGCCCGCACAUGUAACACACACACACACACACACACAGUCUUACCCUCACAUUCCCCGUCUUCAAAUCACUGGUGGUGGGUGUCACGUUACAGUAGCUAAUUUAAAAUAUAUAUUAAUAUUUAUUUUCUAUUUUCAGAAAAAAACAAAUGUAUAUUUUAUAUUUCCUGGUUUGUCCUUUUCAUCAUCAUUAUUAUUAUUAUUAUUAUUAUUAUUAUUAUUACUGAUUUGUUUUUGUGCUACAACAGUGACUGCACACAGAGACGCACUGAAACAACAAUCAAACGUCACUUCUAUAACAUUUGUAGUAUAUUGUAAAUAAAACCAAAACAGCUGGAAGUUUGGAAAAACAAAUAAUGUCAUCGCUUGUCUUCAAAAACGUAAAUAUACGAUGUUUUUAGCUGAUGAUGGUGCAUCUCAAAGCGAGAUUUUCUAGAUUACCUACUGAGUCGGUACACUGUGAAGACUGUGAAGAGUUAAAGUCCUCAGGCAGCACAGAUGGGAGACGUUCCUGUAAUGAGGACGAGGAGCGGACCUCCGGGAUUCUUCUCAGAGUUAAUUCAGUCUCAGUCACACUGACGAGCACAGAUUUAAAAAAGUAUGAAACUCACAGCCUCCAUAUAAUUAAUGCAUCCUGGUUAUAAGUUAAAACAUCAUAACAAUGUGUUUUUAAAGUGGGGAUGUACGGUGGCCCUGAAGGUCAACAGCACAAAUAUGUCAGAGAGGCAAUAAAUUAAAAAAAAGGAGUGAAUGGAAAAAAUAAAACAUUUGAAGACUCAAAAACAAAACAAAAAAAGUUCAAUAUAUUUCAGAAAAUACAAAAAUAUUUUUGAAAAACAAAAAAAUCACAAAAACUAAGAAAUAUUUUUAUAAUGUGAAUAAACUCUACAAAGAUAUUUUUGAAAUGUAAGCCCAUUAUGAAAACAUUGAAACUACUUUGCAAACAAAAAAAUAAAAACUCCAAAAUUUUGGAAAACAAAAAAUUCACAGAACGAAAAAUAUUUUUCUGAUUGAAAAAUGUUCGUCAAAAUAUUUUCAUGUUUCAAUGAAUUAAUUUCUUGUUUUGUGAAUUUCGACUGUUGUGAAUUGGCGCUAUAUAAAUAAAAUUUGAUAUGAUUGAUUGAAUUUAUCUGUUUAUGUUAAAUAAAUAUUUAUGUCGUUGACCUUCAGGGCCACUGUACAUCGGAACCCCUUCUACAGAACAUAAAAUAAGACAGAUCCAGCAUAUAUUACAUCACUACAUUUUACGAUUUCUUAUUUGUAAAAUUUUAAUUUAUUUUAUGUAUUUUUUAUUUUAUGUAGUGGAUUUCAGCUCCAAAAGUUAGUGGAUGGAAACAUCAAGAUAGUUUUGAGGUAUUUACUUCCUGAAAUCAGACGUCCUCCUCCUCCUCCUCCUCAUGUUUAAUUUGUUAAAUUAAUUCGUUUAAGUAUCUGAGACUUUAUUUACUUUGAUGAAGCUGCGUUCAGGUCACACAAGAGUUCACGUAAAUCAAAUUUACGACCAAGAAUGAAAACUUUUCUCUUUUUAAAUGAAACUAUUCGACUCGUGUCCGUCACAGUCCAAACUAACUUCAUCCCCUCUCUCAUGUGACCUGAACGCAGCUCUUCCCGUCCGUCACCUCGUGUCCUGGUUGCGGGCGCCGUCUCCCGUCUCUAUUCAGUCGUAAAUGUCAUCAUGUACCAAACCUGCCUGUGAAGCUUGUAUGUAAAAUAAUAUAACCACUUUGUAAACUUGUUAAAGUCACAGAAAGAAUAAGCUGUCUGUCCCCGUCACUCCCUGCCCUCAUGUUGUAAAUCUGUUUCUGAAUAAAAGAGUUUUUUUCGUACGA